Xyrichtys novacula (pearly razorfish) is the source of this 65420-nucleotide messenger RNA. The record is from the annotation of a GenBank genome assembly. NCBI's taxonomy places the organism in Eukaryota, Metazoa, Chordata, Actinopteri, Labriformes, Labridae.
AGAUAAACACUCAGCAUUGGUUUGCACAGCAGGAGUAACAUGGCGGCACAGUUAGCCAGCAGAAAUGUUGUUUCACUACCGCGAAGGUCAGAGCUGCGUCUGAUAAACGGGAUUUAACAGCGAGGACACGGCCCCAAGUAUUCAAUCGUAAGUAGCCGCACGCGUUGGUGCUUCUUGUUGAGACAGGACGGGGUGUUUUCGUUAUGAAAUCCGGGAUCCAGUGCGAGGUCCUCAAUCUCGGUUGUGUGUCUGUCUGGCACGGGCUCUAGCUUAUUAGCAGGCGUUAGCUUCUUGGCUAAGCCCGCUCGCCUGUGUCAGUACAGCUUUCUGCAGCAAACUCAAUCAGACGGCUCAAAGCAGGGAGCUUGCAAGCGAGUUGUUGCAAAUUUGCCACGCGUUUAUAUUCACGUACGGCUUGUACACCUGUGCGUUGAUAUUUAAAGUGAAUUGUGGCGUGCACAAUACUUUAAUAUGUCAUUGUUUUUUGUGCUGAGUGAGCGGGUGACCGUGCAUACAACACCGGACUAAGUUCGCCAGUGGAGCAGGAGCGGAGUUAGCAUGCUAACAGUUUAGCUGCGGGCUCGUCUGGCUGGUUUGGACGUCGUUGUCAGGAUGUAGGAGUGAGUCAGGACAGUCCUCACCACCACCAUGUGUUCGAGCGGGCUGUUAACACGGUUUGUUAUGGUGUUAACCAUUGCCCCUGUGCUAAUUGCUACGGUGGGUAAGUUGAGGAAAUUUCUGCAUUUGUUCAGGGGGGGCAGGGACCAUUCUCAGUUUUUGCUGAAGUAAUGUUUCUGUUGUGUUUGGCUGUGCAUUGUUGGAGUGCUCUGUUGAAAUGCUAGUUAGCAACAAAAAAAGCUAUAAUAUGAGCACCUAGUCACUUUAACUAGUAUCUUUAAACUCGUUGAUAAAUGCUCAAAGUUGUCUAAGCUAUUGUCUAUACACCUUUCAGGAUGUGUUGUGUGAUUCACCUGGACAACCCAAUGCCACUCAUUACAACAGCUAUACCUUAAAUUUUAGCUUGUACUUUUGUUGUCACGGUCAGACAGGUGAUACUUCACCUUAAAACUGGUUUUUGGAGUUGUAGCCGGUGAUGGCAGUGUACUAGAGUGCAUUAAAAUGAAAUGUGUACAUACUGCUUCUCUAAUGUUUUCUAUAGCAACAAAAUUCAAUGAAUAUCUUUCAGUUUAACACAAGCCGCUGUGCCUUCAGUAAUAGAUAAGAGUACAAUAAUCCCUCAAAUUAUGUCAACAAUAACAGAAAAUGUAGAAGCCUCCUGAAAGUGGAAAAACUGUUGUAUUAGACUGCGUUAAAUUGCUCACAUGUCUAUAAUGUUAUAGAUAUUUGGUGUAUGUAACUUUAUGUAGUUAUCAACUUAUUUUGAAGAUAAUCUUUGAUUACGUUUCAUGCUCUUAAAGUCUAUUUGUGUCACUCCUAACACUUCAUAUUGUUCGGAGUGAAGUUUGCACAGUGCUGCAGUUUAUUUUUUUUUCAUUGUGACACAACUUUCCAAAAACAUGAAGGAAAAAAAACUCCUUACAUUACGUUUACAAUAUUUAGUUGAGAGCACAUUACCCUUGGCAACAGAGGCAGGACUACUAAUUGAGUACAGAGUAAGCUCUCUGACAAUGUAAAGCAGCCAUGCAUUAAGGGGAAUGCUGCGUAGGGGUUUGACUUGUGUGCUACUUUUGUUGUAGCCCCUGUGGUGAGGGUGCAGUGGACUUCUUUUAAGGGCUCUCCUGCUUGACUGAUUCAGGACUAUACAGGCAGGCAACUUGUGCCAUUUCAAUGACUGUCAACGCUUCUCUCAGUCAUGCUGGAGGAACACGUCCUGCUGAACCAGUUGAGCAGUUUCUGUUGCAUCACUCUGCCCACCUGAUGGUGCACAGUACUCUGGUCACAUCAUUGGCUGGGGUUUUAACAGGACUUUGUGUCCAGCUGCGGUUUGGCUGCAGCAUCAGGGCUGCUGAAGAUGUGAUGUGACGGAUUUCAGUCAGAUUUGCCUGUAGUUACAUAGAAGCCAACUCUUAAAAAAAAAAAAGUGACAAGAAAAAAUGUUGGCUUCUGGGUCAUAUUUUUUUAUUGAAGCAAAUUGAAAAAGUCUGGAGCAUAUAACUUGAUGAGUUUAAAGAUAAUGUGUUUAUUCCUUUCUUCUGUGUGCAUGUGUUGUCUGUUAAGCACUUAAAAAUCGCUUCUCUUUCCAACCUGGCAGUAUCACAUCUCCAAAGUUAUUUAUUUUUGUUAAAUUGCAGUAAAACAAAAUGUGCUGCCUACCUGCAUUCCUUUUUUGUGUAAAGUGGCUGAUCAGGCUGUUCUGUCUUUAUAGACAGGAAAAUACGAGAAGUGAAAUUUCCUCCGAAACUGAAACUUGAUUUAAAUUUCAGAGAGGGUUCAGUGAGGACACAGAGUGUGCGUACUACGUCGGUGACAACCUUUCCCUAGUUACAAAGACUGGAGUCGUGACGAAUGCAGUCACGCAUUCUUACAUUGCAUGGCGUUAUCAGUUUGAUGUCAUUUCAUUGUAACAGAGCAGGAAAAUGACUGUGUGGGGAUGAUGACAUUUCAGGAAUUCAUCUGUGUGUAUCCAAGUAUGUAGAUGUUUAUACAAGGAUAACCGACUGAAGUCUUCUCUCUGACUCGUCCUCGUCUGUCUAAUGGGUGUAACUUAGAAGUAGCUCUCAGCCUGAACACAUGGUGAACUACAGCUAUAGCAACAGGUGUGUGUGUGUGUGUGUGUGUGUGCAUGUGUGUGUAUGUGUAUGUGUGUGUGUAAAGCCCAGCUCGUCACAUGAUUUGGAAACAAUCUCUCCAUCCAUCUCUUGCUCUCUAGUUGCCUUGGCUCCACUCAGCCCUGUAAUUUCUAUCACACAAACCCAUCUUUCUAUAUAUUUCUCUUUCAUUCUAGUUUUUCACCCGCCUGAUGUUGUAUAUAUGCCCACAAUUCCAUAUAAAGAAAGCCGCAUUUUCCAGCGCACUAAAAGAGAAGCCUCUCAUCUUGUAAUCACUGACCUUUGCCCCUCGAUAGGUUGCUGUGUUGCAUCACCUGAGAGAUACUGUAAUCAUUUAACCCUUGUUCUGUAGCAUCAGCUGCCUGUUCUCUGGUAGCUGUCUGUUUAUGUUGGUCUAAUAUGGUCCCGUAAGGUUAAGAGUUUUUUUUUCUGCUUUGCAGCCUUGCUCCAGCUAAAAUGUAAUCCUCGGUCAACAAACAGGUUUACCCUAAGCUGUGAUUUUUGUAGGUCUUCCAUGUUGUGUGAAAUCUGCUCAAAUAAGCUCAGAUGCAUAAUCCUUAUCAAAAUGUAUCAGCAAAACUAACAAUACACAAAAUGAGUUCUAGCAGAGUGUAAAGUCACACGUUUUUCAUUACUACCACCUAGUCAGCCUUAUGAAGAGGAAUGGGUGUGUAUUUGGUUAUUUUGUGAAUUAACAAUUAAGUAUUUUUGUUAUUUUUAGUCAUUUUUGAAAGUUAUUGCUUUUGGCGUAGUGCAAUUAAGUGAAAGAGCAUGUAUAUUGAUGCUUUGUAUUGUGAUGUCGUGAGCCUGAAAACUUGAAUUUGAUCUGGCGGCAGAGUUUUACACUAACUGACCAAAGGUGAGAAAACACCCAGAGAUGAGCCAAAUUUGAGUAUAACUUAUUCAGCAUGGCUUUACAGGAUUACAGAGAUUGUGGAUAAACAAUGUCAAAAUGGUUUGCAGAGUGUGCACCACCAGCCUUUGGUUCUCAUAAGCAGAUUAACAUCCACACACCUGCACUAGUUCCUCCAAAAUACUGCCAAAUCUCGCCACGUUGAGAGAUGCAAUCUGUCAUCUGUGCUUGUUUACAUUUGCAGACUGGCAGGUGGCUGUAGUAUGACCUGAACAGAUCAUAACAGGACCAUGAGGCCUAUAGUAUUCAGAAUAUUUAUCACACAUUUAAUCUGUAACAGUGUCGUGCAGAUAUAUGCUGCAGAUUGUCUUGCAAGUUUUUAGUUAUCACAGAACUGGUGCGUCAUGAUAUUAUUGUUAUCAAGGCACUGUGUUAGAUAUGGUAGAAUGUGGUGUCAUGAGUUACCCUGCCACUCACUCCUAAUCUGAUCCACCUGGUGAACUUUACCUUCUGCACUCAGGACUCAAACCAUAACUUAAUGUGUCACUCUAACCGAAGCCCCAUAUAAACCAUCGUCCCUCAUAGAAGAAAGCGAACAGAUGCCUGAAGACUAACCUUUAACUAACCUUUGAACCAUGUUUCAGCUGACAUUAUUAGAGGGCUGAUUUAUUGAGUCCAUCAAUAAAAAAUAAUCGGCUUCAACCACAGUUGUGAUUAUUUAUUGCUCCACAGAUUUAAUGAAUGUAAAAUGGAGAGAGUUUAUUUUUAAUUGCAGCUCGCUUUGAUUUAAUAUUUUGAGUUUUAGGUGGUUGACCAAAAAGAGCCUCGAAUAUUUAUUGGUUGCACCCCAAAAUCAUGUCUUUUAUGGUAGAUUUUUUUACUCAACAGCUCAUCUCCCUCAUGUACGUACCAUGAUGUAAAAAAGAAGCUUUGAUUAUUGCUAAACUUGCAUCCAUGCCCCUGUUUGAAUUAUGACACAAAUCCCCUCUUUACACAUGCUUCAUUGUUCUACUUAACUCCACUGCUCCUUGUUUCCAUCACUUGUCUUUGCUAACUAAAUUAAAUUGACUCAUUUAAGCCAGGCUGGAAAAUGACAUCCCUGUCAUUGCCUCUUAGUGCGGUCAGCCCCUGAACAGCAACACAAGCGUCUCUUUCUUUCACCGCCUCUUUAAUGUGGACUCCUGGGCUGCUUUUUAAAAGGAGUGUCAAAUGACAGCGUCCAGGACUGACACACAUGCAGGAAUGUGGGAUUUCAUAAGGAUGUUGCAAAGCAUUACUGCAUUUGCUCAAGCCGAAAUGUUUCAUUCAAAGAGCAAAUAUGAGGGGAAAAUACACGGGUAGUUUCCCUUGAAAGAAAGUCUGCUCCGAAUUGAUCAGGUUAAGAGCAGGAGAAUUAACAUUUUCCCUCUUUUAAAAUAUCACCAAGAUUACAAAGCGCAGAUUUGACCAGUGUAGACGGCGAAUAAGUGAUGAAAUGGUUCUUCAAACACGCAGUUUUCCUCUGAAGUUUGUAUGUAGCUGGUUGGACUACAUUGUGUUAUCUGUCCAUCACAUGCACCAUAAGGUCUGAAGUGUAUUCUUGACAUGAAGCACAACUCCCCCCCCCCUGUAUCCGUUUGCCUCCUCUCGCUGGGCAUCUCACCCUGCUGUCUUUGCGUUUGCGUUGUCAUGGAAACAGCAGUGUGACAGGUCCUGGGUGGGCGUGAGGGAUGAGCAGUGGGGAAAUGGCCAGGUUUUUACAGCAGAGGGAGGAAGGAAGGGCAGCGUAGGGGAGAUGUCUGAAGCGAGGCAGAGAUGGUUGAUGAAGAGCAUCGAGGGCUUUGACAUGGAAGAGGAGGAGCGGGAGUAUUCACUCCCUCUCUCCGCUUCCAGGCAUGUUGUUAUUGUGUUGUUUAGCUGACCUCAAAUCAGACAUCCCAUCUAUCUGUGCUGAAAGUAGGUCCUGUCUUGUUAACAGCGGCCUGUACAGGAGCUCCUUGAUUUAAAUCAAAUGAUUGUUUUUGACUUUCAGAAAAUAAAGUGAUGAUUUGUUUCAAAGAGCUGACAAUUCAGGGGUGUUAAGUUGUGAGCUGUAUCACCAAGUUUGCUACUGAUCCACACGAGGCCUUCCCAAAACACUGAAAUUGUUUUGCGGCUCAGUUGAGCCAUAUAACUGACUCAGAAUUGGCUCUUGGAUCAUUUUCAGCUUUGGUUUGCACAUAGCCAGUUAGGUUGUCAAAAGGCCCAAUUUGUGGUGAUAGGUCAUGGAAGAGUAGGCCUCAAGCUCUAUUAGUGUUGGUGGGGGUAAAACAGCACAGCCAGGGGUGAAAUUUAUGCCCAUAAAAAUGAUAAACGUUGACGUUUUUCCUCUGUGGAUAGAUCAGGCAGCCUGUUACGCAGCAAAAAGAAACAACAGCCAGUGAGUGUAAAGGUUUUUCUUGAAACACAGAUUAGACACAGGAGUACACACCCACUCCCAACUGGCAAACAUUGGCAUGAGUGUAUGUCUUCUGUAAUAGAGGGUAACUGGGUGGAGAUAUGGGGCACACGGUGAGUGUAAACUCAAGUUAUCGCUCUAAAAAAAGAAUUUUUUUAGUGACAUGAGACAUGGUAACUGAUUUUGUUGUUUUGGUGACAGUGAGACAGUGAGUGCUAAUGCUAGCAACAGUUCAACUAGCAGCCCUUUCCGUCUAUCUGUGUAGUUUGAAUAGCAUCCGAGGAACCCUGGUUAUUCAGUUGCCCGGCUGUUUGUUUGGCAGUAGAGGACACCUCUCUAGUGGAUUUGAAUUUGCUUGUUUUGAAUACAGAGACUGAAGUUAUUCCAACAUUAACCUGCUAAUAUACGAGGGUUCUUACACAUUGUGAUUCAACAACAGCGCUGUUUCAAAACUCAGCCACUUAUACACUUUCUAACACACCUUUGUAAAACAGGCAUACACAACACUGUUACACUCUCAACGUUUUGCAGUGCUUUUGUCCUCCCUCCCUUUACAUCUGUGUUACAACCCCCCAUAGCAGAGGCGUAAUGACUUGGUCUUAUAGUGCGGUACACGCCUCAGUGAUGCAAUAGUCUAUAAUAAAUGGCAGCUCAGCUCACAGCCCCCUUUACAUGCGGUCAACCCAAGAGCUUUUAAGAUAGACUGUUUACAUCGCUGUACUUGUUUCAUUUGACUUAACUUUAUGAAAAUACAGCCUUUAGCCCUAUCAUACUUACAAACUUUUGAAACUGGCAACGUUAUCAAAACUUACAGUGUGAUGAUUAGUAAGUUUAUAAAUAGAUUAAAAAUCGUGUUUUAUUUUCAGUAUGGCAAAGGCUUAGUUUGAGCACCUGUACUGGUGUCCUUGACUUGUCUGCAAUCUUUUUCAGAUGCAGUGAUUCCCUGUUAGUUCUUGUCAGACUGAUAUUGCAGAUUGAAAUCUGUGUUUUUAAAACUGAGAUCUGUAACACUGCACCAUUGGCUUCCAUGUUAUUCUCCCUGUGGAGACUCCAGCGGGGCUCCGAGGAUCUUGAGGCUCACAGGCAGUCCAAUGAUUUCGCCUCUGCACGCUCCUCCACUUAUGUAGGUCAGCUACUGCAAAGUGCAUAUUGAUCUCCAGAGCUAAAUGAUAUUGUGGUGUCUACCACUCAUUGGUAAGAAGAAGAAGGUGCCCUCCCUCAGCCAGCUCGGCUACAACAGAGGAGGCAGCAGAGGUCACAUGACUGUGUGACAAUGUUUCUGCAGCUGUUUUCCCUUGUGAUGUGAGUGUGGUAUUGCUUAACUGUACAAUACAGUAGUUUUAACAACUGUUACUUUAUGAAAAUGUGCUUUGAGUAAGUUCCUCAUAUUCGUGCUGCUCUUACUGAUCAGAUAAUGGUACUAAAAUAUGCAAAUAUGCAGGGCUCACCUAAAUGUGCAGCUCUUUAAGGACAGAGCUAAAAACACUCUGAGAGAAGGUAUAGGAUGGUGAGCUCCAAAUUGACAUGGUGGAACAGGUUGCACACUAAAGUGGGUGGGUUGUGGAUUGAAAUCUCUGCGAGUGGGUGAAUUGUAUUUCCCUCUGCCACAAUGUGUUUGUGGCAGUGGGUGCUAGCAUGUGGUUGGCACCCGUCCCACUGCCCAGGGUGGAAUCCUUGGCACAGAGGGAGGGAGAGGAACCUUGGAUUGAGCAAGCUGUUGCUGGAGUUGGGUGGGUGGUCCAGAAAUUGCACUGAGUGAAUUGGUCCAGAGAGAGAGAAAAAAAAGAGGGAUCCAGUCUGAUUCUGGAGAGGAGGUAAACAGCACCAUUGCAGGCGGAGGAAAGGUAGUAUGGACUGACAUGUGCAGAGCAGCAGCAUUUCUCACUCGCUUGUCAUAAAGCCAGAGGAAUGUAGGGAUUCGGUUUCAGGCUUUUCAUUUCUGUACACAUAGUGAGGGUCAAACUCUGACCAGCGUGAUGUCUCUCCCUCUCUGUCUCCCUCUCUUUCACUCUCUGUCUCUCGCUCUCGGCUGACUCAGCAGUGUUCCUUCACUGACCUAUAAUAUGGUUUCGCUUGCUUUAUCUUUACUGUUUUCAGCAGAGCGGGAAUCUCCUUAGCUGACCCGUGCUUUCCAUACCUACCGUUCAGCUCAGGUGUGCUGCUGUCAUUAUUAAGCACAAACCCAUCAGCUGAAGUGCUUGUUGUCAUUAUGUUAAUCAUUCAGAUUGUAAAACGUACAAGUUCAUGAGCAUUGUGUCACGGCCUGUUAGCUACAACAAUGAAGCGUAAAUGGUGAGUGAAACAACUAAUAUGAAAAGUGAACAUGGUGUGCAUGUGAAUGAGCUCUUUAUUUAGUCAUCUGAUGAAGAUGCAGCCGAAUGUAAUGGAUCAUAUUUAGUUAAUCAGUAAUUUGUAAUCACUGAUCAUGUCCAGGUAAUUUAAGAAACUGGAAGUGAUUUGAACAAUUCUAGAUUAAUAAUAUUAAAAUUUUUCCCCUUACAAAUAAGACUAUAAGGUAAGGAACUAAUACAUGCCCCCUUGUUUAUAUAUCUUUAUGUCUUAUAUAUUGUAUCACAGAUUUAAGUUUGCAUGUUAUUAUGUGCAUAAUUUUCAUUGUACAUCUUUUUAGCACAUUACCGUAUUUUUCAAACUAUAAAAAUCCUUAAAACCUAAACUUAAAAUCCUUAAAUUUUCUCAAAAAUUGACAGUGCGCCUUAUGAUCCAGUGCGCCUUAUGUAUGAUCAGGGUUUCCCCUACAUGCAAUUGAUCGUGACAGCUAAAUAAAAGCCACCACAAACGCAAAAAAAGUUUUUAUCUCACAUAGUUAUACCUCGGACUCAUAUGUAUCAGCAGUGAUUCCUCUUCAUUCAUUCAGCACCGCCGCUGCUAAAUUACAUGCGCCGCUACCUAAAUUUCACAUGAUCAUUUAUAUUAAUGCGCCACUAAUGAUUCUACUCGCACUGUGUGAGCACAACAACACAACACACAACGUUAUUUCCGACUUGUUGUGAGUCAUCAAGGAGCACAUCAAAUCCGACCAAGCUUAUACAUGGUCUACAUCGCGAGUAGCAUUAAUAGCAUUAGUAGCAUUAUUAUCAAUGCGGCACAAAUGUUUUCUACUCGCACUGUGUGAGCACAACAACACAUAACGUUAUUUUGGAGUUGUUUUGAGUCCUCAACGAGCGCAUCAAAUCCUGUCGGACCCUCUUCCAUUAAUGUGAAGGGUAACGAUUAAGCUUAAACACGUUCUGUAUAGCGGGUUGUGAGGGUACCGUAACGUGAAUGUAACAGCCUAUCUCCUGGAGUGACAAGAGAGUGGGGGUAACAAUGAUCCCCACACUGCCACAGCUGAAAAAAUUUCUAGGGGAAACACUGGUGAUUACUUGUUGUGCUUAAAUUACCAAUUUUAUGUGGUACAGUGUGCUCAAAAAUCCGUCAAAAUGUGUAAGUACAACUUUGGUAAGCAACGAAGCCACUCCACUCAAUGGAUAUUCACAAUCGAUAUCAGGUCCCGGAGUACGUGCUAGCUACAAUAAACCAAUCAAUGCUUAAUGCGCCUAGACAUGUUAAUUCACAGUGCGCUAUAUAAUCCGGUGCACCUUAUCGCCUGAAAAAUAUGGUAAUUCUCAAUCCACCAUGGUGCAUCUGUGUAUCACUAUCCUCAGUUGUUCAUAUUUUAUUUUAUAUCUACAUCAUCUUAUCAGUUAAAACAAACAGAUCAUUUUUUAGAUCACAGCAUCCAAUCAUUUAAAAGCUGCAUCUACUCAGUACUCUUAUUUGUGGUGCUGACCUUGCAUAAACAAACCCAAAUCAGACAAAAAUCCUUCUGUAAUAAAAACAUAUUCACUCUAUUCAGGGUUUUGUUUUUUGUUUGUUUUGUUUUUUUAUGAUUUGUAGUUUACAAUGACAAUAAUGCAGUUCAUUAAUGAAACACAUUUUUGCACCUGCAGCAGAGGCGUCAUGUUGUUAGUUUUUGAACUGAGUAAAGCACCGUUAGGUGUAAUUUUUGUAAAUGAACAAAUAAAGACUAUAUUAAGAAGUGGAAUAACAUUACAAACACAACCGGUUGUUAUCAGACGUAGCAGACAGCCAGCAAAAUAUUUAUGGACUCGUAGAUCAGAUUCCCAAAGUUGGAGCCCUGUGAUAUCCAAAACAGCCAACGUAAGUGAAUUAAAAACACUUAGUUACACAGUUCUGAGUUGAUAGCCAAGAAAAUCUCACACACAAAUAUACAGGAAGGAUUGGCCUAUUUUUUUAUUUUUGUACAGUAGAUUUAAACGGCUCAACAAGGUUUCACUGAAUCUCUGCUCACUCCUCAUGUAACACUUUUCUGCUCUUAGUUUCACAUCGAACAUUCAACAAAUCUUUGGAUGCCUGACAAAUAUAAAACCUAAAAUUAACCCCACUACCUGAUGAUACAGCGGCUCCUCGGUUGAAGCCUUUUCCUUUUUCAGACUCCCGAUUAUGACGACACUGUUACCUUCUUCUGACUGCAUGACCAGCAUCGAGUUUAAUUGAAGACAGAGCUGUAUUUCAGAACCCAGUGUCAGACUUAGUUUUUGAGACAUGGCUUAUCAUUGUAAGGGUUGUCUACAUACAGCAGUGGUCCCACAUACAGCAGGCUCACUGUCCUGCAUGUUUUAGAUGUUUCCCUGCUCCAACACACCUGAUUCAAAUGAUCAGCUCGUUAUCAAGCUCUGUAAUGGCUUAAUAACGAGCUGAUCAUUUGAAUCAGGUGUUUUGGAGCAGGGAAACAGCCAAAACAUGCAGGACAGUGGGUCUUGAGGACUGGACUUGAGAACCACUAAGUUACAGGAUUUAAUGAAUCAAAACAAUGUGUAACAUCACUUGUUUUGUGACCAGAUUGGAUACUGUGUGAUUUUUUUAUGUUAUAUUUUCUCCUGGGUUAUUUGAAUAAUGACUAAAGAAAGAAAAGAAGAAAGGCAUGUUCUUAAUGUGCAUCAAAGGGCAAAGAGCAUUUUCCCACCAGCAUGAAUAUGCAAGGCAAUAAGAAAUGCUGCUUUGUGUUUGUAAUUCAUGUAUGCAUGCACUCAAGUUCUAGAUAAUUUAAUUACAUAUUCCCCUCUAGCAAAACAUCCACACGACCUAUAUUCAUUCCACAUGGAGCGGAGUGUGUGUGUGUGUGUGUUUGUUUGCAUGUUUAAGUGCUCCCAUUCAUACCUUCACUCCAGAGAUUUGUGGUUUUGGCACCUGAAGAUACGGGCCAUCAAAACGAAACCGCCUCCCAGCUCAUCUGGCGGCAGACGCGUGCAAAACAAAGGGCCUCAUCAGAGGAGAAACGAAACAACAGAUGCAGAGUAGUGAUGUUACACUCCUGGAAAAAAAAACCUGAUCGUGCUUAAAAUUGUGAUGGCAUUUUCCCUGUCGAGGUGAAAGGUUAAAUGAUCAUAUUUGAAGGCCCUGCUUCACCUGGCUGACACUGUUUAAUGGGAAGACUGUAAAUGGCGACUCACACUGCACUUUCCGCUGUCAGAGCAGCAGCAGCGGCAGCAGCGCUCUUAAUCGGGUAAUGCCAGCGUUUACAGGCAUCCCCCAAACGUGCUCUCCAGAUUAUUAUCCCACUCACACCAUGUUUUAAUGGAGCGGACUAACCCUGAGAACCUCCUCCUCUGUCUCUCUCCUCUAUUAAGUUGUGUUCGUCGCUUUUCUCAGACACUGUAUGUGCAUUCGCUGGAAGUCUGGCCUGUCACAAUGUCUCAGUCUCUGGCUGAUAAAGUGACAUAGUUGUGUCAGCUGAUCUCCUUUCCCUCCCUUCCCUUCAUGCUAACUACAGCACCUCCUUAUCCUGAGAGCGCUUCCACUGUACAGCCUCAGGCCACCACCACGGGAACUAAUUCCUCACAAACUGGGACUGGCAAUAAAAGAUGGUGCCCAUGCAUGCAGGCACUGAGGAUACACACUCGUCAACAUGCAGACGAGUCACAAGACGAGCUCCACAUCAUCUCUAAAAAAGUGUGAUACAAUCAUCUGUGCACACAAAGCGUUCUCUCUACCCACACCCUCACUGUGUUGAGCACACUUGCUUCUUCUGUCGUCAUGAUUCACCUUUAACAACAGCAUCUUAUCAGUCUCAUUACAGUACUUAAACAUUUUGGUUUGCCGACCCUGAAGUCGCAGCUGAAGCAGUUGUCUGUUGCUGUUCGAGCAACAGAUGUAAGGGCACCUGGCGCAGCGAUGAUGCAUCUGCAUCAGAGCAACCCACUGAAAUCUGCUGGUGUAGAUGUAAAAAAAAAAAAGUGUUUCUCAGGGAUGAAUCUCUUGUACUUAUCUGGAGUUCGGUAUUUUCCGACCUAAAAAGCUGACCCCUAAGGCAGUAAAUAUACCUGUGGGUGUCAGUUGAUAUUAAGCUCAAACUCAACCUGCUGACUUGAAAAGGUCAGUCAGCAGUAAGCCAUCUUGGCGUUUAUAUCCAUACAUGUGCGUUCACCAUCUGACGGACAAUAACUCAAUGUGUUGAGGUUGUGUUGAUGUUUUAAUGGACCCUGUGUUGAGGUUUAUUUCAGUUAUUAACGGCUGGUAGCUGUGACGUAUCCGAGGUCCACCUGUGAGGUUUUUAUUUCCAAGUGAAAACUGCGACAUCUAACCACAGAAUCGGCCCAUUGUUAUUUAUUUCUGUCCACAAUGAUCAGAGUAUACUCAGAUGGCAGCAGCAUUGCGGCUUUCUUUCCUCUCUUUGCAGACUGGAGGCAGGCUGGCAACAGAGAGUUACCAUGGUAACGGGAACGCACAGUGUCUGUCACACUGAAACCUUUUGUUUUUCCUAACUUUGCUGCUGAGUUUGACUUUAUAUGAAUAAAGUCCUGCAACAGGCGUAGACUUUUUACAAUGAAACCAACAGUUUGUUUGAGACCGAACUAUUUAUACUCUGCCGUGUGAAGAGUCGUGCUCAAACUGGCCUUAGAAAAGUUCGGUGAUUGUAAAUAAAUCAAGAUGCAGUGCUCGUCCAUGAUGUGAAUUGAUGCCAGGCGCACAGAUACAACGGGUUACAUCUAAAACGAAACUCAAGAAGAUUAAAAACUUCCCUUAACAGCAGAAAAUGUUACAAAGAAUUGGUGCACAGGAAUUCACAGAAAUGAAGGGAGGAGGACACAGACUCUCCUCUCAUUAUACUGUAUGUUUCCUGUGCUGUGAUGAAAAGGAGUAUUUUUGGCGACUGGUUUACCAAACAGAUAGGACUUUGGGUGCAGAUACUCUUACACUUGUAAGGAUAUUGUGUAAAUUUCCUCUGAAAUAUCUUUAAUCCAGAAGAAAUGUGUCUGUGGUUGUCUGUUAAGAGAGAGAGAGAGAGUGUGCUCUUGGUCUGGAUUUUCUUAUUUUGGCCGUUUGAUGAGCAACAACCAUCGCACAGUGGUGUAAAGCUCCUUCAGCCCACAGGUCAGGACUAAUAGAAAACAUGGAGGGAUCAGUUGACAUGAUUCUGCAGCUCCUCUGCAAUAGACUCAAAUAUCCUGUGUCUUUAUUUGAUGCUAAAAGGACCCGAGACCUCGGUGUUUGCCUGCGUCUGAAUUAGAAGGGUUUUGUUGUAGCUGUGUUGUAAGCGAUUGCGAAGAGACACACACACACACACACACAGCCGGCAGGGCUGAUGAUAAAUCAUCAUUCUGAUUAUUAUCAGAAAUAGAUGGUGACAUGUCAAGGAUUGAUUACAGGAUCCUCAAUUUGACUGUUGUUUUUUUCCAUGAUUGAUUUGUUUUCAAUAACAAAAAAUCAUGAAAGUAUCAUUAUUGUGUUAUUUUGUGGCCACAGUAAUCGUGAUACAGUAAUCUGUUAUUUUAGGUCUCACACAGUAAUUUCAGAUUCUUUCUUUGUUAAUUGGCUGCAUUAGAAAGCUCUCAUCAUCCCUUCUGUAGAUUUCCUGGUUUUCCCUCCCGUGUGCCGCUCUUCAGCUGUGUUGUGCCUUUAAGCUUUACAGUUUGCAACUCCCUAGAGAAACCCAGUACAACCACAUUCCUGUAAUGUUUGCUCUUAAGCGUCUCAUCACAAGUUUACCGGUGUCUCCUAUGCCUCAUUCUGGAGCGUCCCAACACGUUGACUGAGGCUGUGGAGGUUUUCUGGAUUAGCUAUAGCAGCAUUACCAACAUGCAUAGGAUUAAUCCUGCUACUGUGUGCUUAUAAAAUAAUACUUCUUAAUCAAUAAGCUGUUAGAAACCCACUUUGUGGCAAACAGGUCUACCUUUGCAAGGGAGUUGCUUGGUUUUCAAUGUAGUGGUUGUUGAUUUAAAAGGGACCCUUGCAAAUAAAAUUGGUCCCUAUUUAAAAUUUUGUUACCUUAAAAAUCAUCGUGUCAAACUUGUGGUCUGAGUUUCAUUGUAGGAUUAUGAGUAUCCCUUAUAAAUAUUCAAUCCCUGCAAGUCUGGCACUAACAAUAAUGUGGUAAUUUGUACCAACCAGAUCAAAUUAGGAAAGAGAAGAUAAAACACUUUGUUCUGAGGGACUGUGGAAAUCCGGGCAGUAUUUUAAGAUUUUCCCUGUGGCUUCAGCUCUGUGUCUCUCUGUCCAUGUUUAUAUGCUGCAAACUAUCAUCAGGGACACUUGUGUGAGCUAUCAUGUUACAGUCUCAUUUCUGUGCCUGUCAACUUGAUGUCUUACUGCCGCUCCUCAAGAAUAUGUCUGUGAUACUGACAUGACUAAGAUUAGGAGCCACAAUAGGAUUUAUUUUGUUUCUUAAUCAUUACAAAUAAUCACAAUAAUCAAUCCUUUGAUUUUUACCUGGUGCUUGUAAAAUAGGACAAGGACAGAAGUUCAGUGAUAUCAGCCAAUCAAGCUGUGAAUGUAGGUCAACUUAACUGUCCAUGUAAAUGUACUGAACGGCGCCCAAUAUUUGCAGUGUGGCACAUGUUGGCAUUAUAGAACGCAAAUAUAGAACGUGAAAUUGCGAAAUAUUCUGAGGAAAAUUUUGAUGCACCUGACCAUACACAUCAAGCCCAAUGCGAUUUUGCGCGUCCCGGGGAAAGUCCCGCCUCCUGGGGAAAGUCCCGCCUCCUUCACCUCUGAUUGGCUACAAAAGCUGGAAACGUCAUCACACGCUCAAGCCAAACGGUCAGCACUUAUAGCCAGUCAGAGGCGAUAAGAUAAGCACAUUCAACUAUGGUAACAACCAUUAGCUUACGUUAGCACAGAUAAAAGUUAAAACAAAGACGUUUAGCAAACUGUUAAAGCACACAAACCAUCGUCAUAUGAGAGAUACGACGCUAUGACUCUCCACAAGUUGUCCUUCAGGUUGUUAUCUUUGUAAUGUUUAUGUCUUUUAUCAAAAAGCACUCUGUUCUCCGACACGUAAACAAUCAGCUGGUCGGCCAUGUUGGAUAUACCGGUGAAUCAGACGUCACAACAACACGCAAUCUGAUUGGUCAGAAGUGGACACACAGUAUGCGAAACUUUAGAAACAUCGACCAUGAUCUGAAAAAAUGAAUGCCGCAAUAUCGCAGGACGGGAAAACGUGAACGCUUGUAUUGACAGGAUAUGGGUCCGAAAUAAUCGCACAACAAAAACGAUCCCGUUAUGUACGGACCUUUACUCUAACCUUUUGGGGUUUUAAUAUGUCUGAGGUGCAGCAUGCGUGCCGAGCAACAUCGAUGCCUCUGUGUAAACCCUGUGAUCAAAUCUUUGAUCAGAUUUUUCUGGCUCACCAACCUUUGCUGCGGCUCCCAUGCGGCCCCCCUUGAUGGACCAAAAUCAAUUGAUUAUCGGUUAAGGCAAAAAUCUUGACCAAAGCUUGCCGUGUUUAAAGCGCAAAGGCCAGGUGUUUUCAUUAUGGUGGACAUGAGCAGUGAUUCUUAUUGAAUUGAAGGCCAUUAGUGGGCCAUUCAGAAGGCACCCAGUAGGAGCUCCAUUGGUGUUUACCCCCUCUGUGACCUAACCAUUAUGGUCAAUUUCUAGCACAUGAACCAUCUACCCUUUGUCCUAUCUGAACCUGAUUAGCCGGCUCAUUAGCAUUGUUAGCCCGGCCUGGGCGACAAAGGCUCUCACUCAGAGGGAGCCUGUUGCCAACUCUGGGGGGAAAAAAAGGGGGAUUACAACUACUUUCAAAGCUAUGGUCAACAUUUCUGCUUCCUCCCAAUGAUCAGUCUGUUGAAACAAACACCAACUGUCUUGGUUAGUGUGUAAAGCUGUAUGAACUUGGAGGUGAAGUUUCAUUCAGUUUAUUGCGUGUCUCUGUUUCGUUUCAUUUCACACAUGUUUGUUUCACUUUCAUCCAUCUGGGAGCGUUAUGAUUUGUCGCCAACAUUAAGCAUGGUGUGUGUUUUUUUUUCUUUUUUUUUCACCACGUAAUGAAACCGUCCAUCAUCAGCUAUGGUUUAAUCGGCUGUGCGCUGUUUAAGGGGAGCGUGAACUUUUAACCCAGUGAUCUUUGACCUCUUGUUAAAUACCAACAGAUGGCUGGACUGGACUGAGAGCGCGUUCGGCAAAUGAGAUGCUCUCAUAAUUGUGUGUCAGGUUUCAGAGAAGGUGUGAGCUUGACCAUGAUUGUUUACAUCUGCUGUGUGGAUAUCUGUCUUGCCUUUCUUUCUAGUUUUUUAACUGACUUCAACAUUAACUUUCAAAUAGCUCUCAGGGCUCGAUGGUGCGACCGUUUCACUCGCAUUUGCGACUAAAAAUAGAUGUGUGUGAGUUGUAAAAUGAAUUUUGUGCAUAAAAAAAAUCUGCUGAGGCAACAAAUCUUUUCAUGUAAAUACCUCGUUUUUAGGUUAGAUAUCUGACGAAUAUGUUCACUGUAGAUCUACCAGUGUCUUCUCACUCUCCAUGACCGGGAAUAGCAACAGCAGCGCAGUUAAAUCUACUUGGCACCCUCGCUGUCAACGUCAGGUGUUGAAUAAGGGACCAUCAAUAAAUUACCGGUUGAUGUUCCCAAAAAAAGGCUGUUUUCCUUCAAUAGCUUUAAUGUCUUGUGACCAAUUAACCUAAAAUUGAUUUCAGAUAAUAGUACUAAGGUCAAACGAUUAGACACAUCUCUUUAUUUCCCUGAUUUGUCCUCCAAAAAUUUGGGGGUUAAAUUAAAAAACAAUUAUCAUUGUGCCCCUAAAGUUCUUUGCGUUCUCCUUACGUUUUCAAAUCCUGGCUUUAUAGGUUGUGUCAUGUCUACAUUUUGGGCCACGUAAAACUCAAAUAAUGCAACAAUGGCCGAGCUUACAUUUCGGCAUCACUGUGGGUCAUUUGCUGCACUUUUUUUCCCAAGCAGAAUCCAAACAUUACAGAGAGAAAAGUCUUCCAGAGAGAAGCGGUGCAACCUUUUCCUGCAGAGAUCGUCCGCUCCACUGUGUCUGCAUGAUUUGCACACUUGCGCGCACACAUAUACACAUGCACUCUCGUGGUGUGACUCGCCACUGGUCUUGGAUCACACCACAAAUAUGACCAGCAGGCCCAUAUACCCCUGGUGUCACAGGAAGCAUUUGCAUGGCUCAGCUGGUCCAACAUGAGAAGAAAGGGAGGGUUUGCCUCUGCUCUCUCUGACUGAGCGUUAAACUCACUUCUAAAAGUAUUUGAAUUGAUGACACUGCAGGGUCUUCGGUGUCAGUGGGCAGUUAAAGUGAUGGAUGUAACUGGAUGCUCCAGUAUUGCUCAUGAAAUUUCUUUUUUAUGUUUUUAUGUUAUCAUGAAAACAGCAGUCCAUUUCUUUCUACUUUUCCUCGUCUGCUUUGUAUCUGCGAGGACAUCGCUAACGUGGUCUGGAUCCUUUUAUAAAUUGAGUUAUACUGAUAAACUAAUAAAAGGCUCAUCUCAUUAUAAAAACCGAGCUGACAAAGAUGUUUUUGAUCCAGUUUGAGUCAUUUGAAAAUGAUUGCUGUUGAAAUAGUCCACCAGGAGUGCUUCACGCUCUGCCUAAUUCUGUCACUCAGUUUGCAGAUCAAGGGCCGGACUGAGUCUGAGCAUGUGACAGCAUUAACGCUCAGAGGAAAUUCCUCCAGAGGAUGAGAACUAGAAGCCUGCAGGAAAGGGAAUGGAAAAGAGGAAGGUGGAGUUGAGAAAUCCAGGGUUGUGAAAUUUCAUUAGCAAGAUUAGAUUCAUUGAUGUACAGUCUGUUUUUCUUGACUCGAUUUUAAUCCUGUGCAAAUGAGAAAGCUGAGUUUAAUCAAUAUUUCAUGUUGAAGUUGUGGUGCACACAUCUCUGAUUUCAUCUGUUUAAAUGUGCCGUGCAGCCCUUAUUUGCACUUAAUAUCACCUUUCCAAAGGCUCCUAGCUCUGGACUCGGGCAGGGUUCAAAAGGGGAAUCGGUUUUCGCUCCAGUUAUGUCAGCACAUGACAUCACGUGAGUGCAUUCCUCAGCUGGCUCACUUGGCAGGUAUUUGAAGAGAAAUCACCCAGGCCAGGAGGGGCCGCCUGGCUGCCUCUUUCCUCUGCAUCAAGUGCAAGAGACUCUUUCUUUUUCUUUUUCUUUUUUAAAGGAAAAAGAAAAUAGCCCGACAGAGUCCCCCCUUUUGAGUUACAAGUUGCAUUUUCUAAUUAUCCAAAAGGGAAUAUGGUUUAAAAUUGAAACUUUUCUCCUGUCUAAUUAAUCGUGAUUAAAAAGGCACACUGUGUUCUACGCUGUAAUAGGCUUCGAGGUCCCAAAGGAGGGGGAAAGACCCUGUGGACACUCAACUUGCAGUUCUAUGCUAACUUUCUGAAAACAGUUAGCACUAGAUGAGAUGACUUUUGAGGUUGAAAUGAAGUGAUCGGGCGAAAUGUGGCUUUAAAAAUGGCAGUGGUAGUAGUCCUUUUUAUGUUGAUGGAUGCAUUACAAUUUCUCAAUUUCACAGACUUGGACAUCCAACACAGGGAACCAGAUUUAUUUUUCAUGUAGAUCUUUUGCAGCACUCACUGUAAGAGAAUACAAUUAUAUAGUUUUUUGUUUCGAUGACAAACCACAGACAGCUGGAGGUUAAGUCACCUUUUGUCAGGGUUUCAUCACCUGAGAGGCGUCUCUGUCCUUGGUCUGUGGUCUGUGGUCUGUGUGUGAGAAAUGCGAAUGCUUGUAUGUUUGAUUGCUCUUUUUACAGCAUCAGCUUUUUCUGCAUUGUUGUCAAGUUAACCAAGACAUUAAAUGUGUCCGCCUUGAAUAAAUUCCAAUAUUUUUACUCACCCUCGUGUAACAAUUGCAGUACUAAAGGGCGCAGUGCAUUGAGGCGAGUUCCUAAAAGAGCUCUGUUUUAUGUUGUGCUGAUUCACACUGUGUGUAUCACACUGUACAUCUUAAUUUUGUUGUGUUGUUUCUUCCAGCAGGGAGACGUGGAUGAUGCUUAAAGGUUUCCCUGCAUUGCCGUCUUGCAGCAAUGGCCUGAGGGACUCUCUGGACUGAAACCAAGGUGAGAAACAAAGAUGCAGCCACUGUGCACCCCCCCUUUACACACACACACACACACACACACACACACACACACUGUAACGUAAGAUGCAGCAAAUAGACACCUUAGUUGAAUCAUAGAAUAACAAGUACUAGAGAUGAUGCAAGUGUCUUGAACCUGAUCCUUUGUAUAACCAUGAAAACAGUCCUACAAGUCUCCUGGUUUGGCGUUUGUCUCAGUGUGCUCGAAUUACUGGAAUAAGAGCCUGCAAGUACAAGGAAAUCUUGGCUUUUCUAAUAUGAGUCCUCCUAUAAUGUCAAGCAUUUUUCCAUCAAAUGAGCAGCAAUGUGAGGACUUUUUCUCGAAGUCUGUAUCUUUGACAGAUGUUGAAGUUUGAGGGUCUUGGACUUGUGAAGAUACUUCUGUGGAAACUACUGAUUUCAGUGAGUGUAGUCAGAGGUUAUCUUUGAGGAAAACAGCAUGAAAAGCGGUCCUUACUAUUGAUAUGUAGGGGUCUCCCAAUACGAUAUUGAUAUCAGAUUAUAUUGACCUGCAUCUAAAAUCUCCAAUAUCAGCACUCCAAUACAAGCAGUCCAUUACAGACUCUGCUCAGGCACCUCUAUCUAGCAGCACCUGUAUCCAGCAAGCUGAGCCCACAAAAUCACAACAAUGUGUGCUAAAGUACUAUCAAAGUAGCAAGGAGUAAGAGUGAUGUUGGCCUUGUGGCAGUAUUUUUUGUUUGAGUCCGAAAAAGACAUUGCAGCUGAGUGAAAAACUUGUCAUGCACAAAUUUGUGCCAAUAUCAGUAUCGGUGUUAUUAAAGGCUACAAUAUCGGUGUCGUAUAGGAAGUCAAAAAGUUGUAUCGGGACACCCCUAAUUGAUUGCACAUUAAGAUGGGUGAUAUGUCUUAAAUUUCUCAUAAUGUCUUCAGGGUUGAAGGAUAAUAGCUCCUCAUAUUAGUCUGCAGCAGGCAGUCACAGGAAGUCCAGGGACUCUUGUGAACACUUGUUGUAUCUUCUCUUGUUGCACUUUGUCGACAAAACUGUCAAUCGCAGCAUUACACCUGAUUCUACCUGUGAAGAUGUUGUGUUGUCACUGGAUAUAAAACAGGUUGAAAUUAGGAGUGGGAGAAUAAAUCGAUACGGCAUUGUAUUGCAAUAUUUUGUCUGGUGAUAUAUCGUAUUGUCUCAUUUACCAAGUAUCGAUUCUUUCAAAUUAAUUGCUAAUAUGAAGUCAAAUCUAUGAUAAUGGAAAAAUAAAAUGUUUGUCCAGUGAGAUUGGUAGAGGUGACAUGAUAGAGCAGGAGAAAGUUGGUGCAACAAAUAUAUGUAAGGUUUGUAAGAUGUGCUACAUGAAAAUAAAAUACUGUGUAAAUAAGACAAACAUAAAGGAAAGACAAAUGCUAAAUUAGCUUAACAGUUAAAAAAAAAUGUAUGUAUAUAUUUAUACAUAUGGUAUAUGAACCACCUACAGUUGAGAUAGAGUCCAGAGUCUCAGUCCAGUAUUUAUACUCUUCUUUGUCAUGGAGUCGAUGCUUCGAGUUGACCUUUAGAAAAAAUUAUGAAUCUUGUUCAGUUUUCUGUGCUGCCCUGCAGUGUUUCGGAUCAUAUCAGUUGAGAAUUGACUUAUAUGAACAAAAUACUGAUAAUCAAGUCAGUUUGUAUCUCAACAGAAACUCUGUGGAGACUUAUUGCAGGUUUUUGUUUCCUACUAGAUUGCUUAAAGACGCCCAGCUGUGUCGGUUUGUACUGUGAUUCAUUGUAACCGCCUCAUGAUUGUUUAUGUGUCGUACUCUUGUCUCGUCUCUUGUUUAUUUGCUGAGCAAAAUAAGGCAUUUUCUGACAUAACGUGUCACUUUGACAAAUGGCAUAGCAACAUAACUUAUUUCAUUUGUUGACCCUGAUGUAGAUCCGAGACAGAGAUCAGACCAGACUGUCCCUUUAUUUGACUGUUUUACAAGAAUCUGAUUUCCACUAUGACAUCUGAAUCCCCCUCAGGCACUGCUUAUAGCCACAGAUGAAUAGUUGACCAGAUUGUUGCUGAGAGGUGCUUAUUUAUACCAGUUAAUCAAUUUUGUUAUCCCUCGACUCUUUGUCUCUGUUCCUCUUCUUGAUCCCGCCCACUCUCCUCUCAGUGUUUCUCUCUGACAGCCAGAACCCGGCGCUCUGCGCUUAUUAUGAAGAAAGCCCUCCUCUCCCCAUCCUGCGACAUCCUGAAGUGACUGCCAGUGUUAAAGAUUAAUGAGCCUGAUCAGCUUUCAGUAAAUGGGGGGAGUUGCUCUUUAGAGCCAUUACUUUGCAGUGAUUCUCGAGUGGAUGAGCUCUUGAGAAGAACUCGAGGUGCAUCCCCUCUUUAUGCUUUGUGAAUAGUAGUCUGUUAAUGUGUUGUCUGAUUUGAUUAUUUGAAAACAUAUAGUGUAUGAAUGAUUGGUAUAGCCGCUGUGACCUCACCCGUUUGGUUAUCAGCUGCCUUUAAAGCCUCAUGUUCAAACAUUUGGCAUCCUGAUCAGGAGCGGGAGGUCGAUCAACACUGAAGCUCGCCCACCUAAAACCUGGGCUUAGCUGUGUAGAGCCACUAUCACUCGAAUUAAAAAAAAACUACAAACUUGAAGCCAGUGUUCAUCUCGUCACUGUUCUGUCAGAAAUGUGCUGUGGGCACGAAUUCUUACUGCCUCCCCCCCAUUCUUAAUAAUGAUUGUUUUCCCUGUGUAUGUCAUGACAAAGACAAACAGCUACUGGGGUGAUAUCAGUUCACUAUUUGACUGAAAAGCACCAUGUCAAAGCCUUUUUUCAUCCUAGAUUGGGGGAUAUAUUUGAGAUUAUAUUUGGUAAGACGUUUCACUGUUUUGAUCAACUCUAAACUAUCAAAGAUGAAGAGGCAGUUUAAAAUGCAGUGAACUGAAUGUCUGUCCAGCUUCAGUCAGUCAGGGACCAUCAGGUCAGCUCUUUUCAUUAUGAACACAUUUGUGUGUUCGUUGCACUUUCAGGUAAGGAAAGGAAUCUACGAAUUAAUCAAAAUUAAGAGUUCAGAAAGGGACAUUUUGAUUACUGUAAACAUUUGGUACAACCUUGAUACCAGUUUUUGAUUGGCUGACUGAAUAAGAUCAAAAAGAGAAUUUCAACUGAAAGUAAAAAGUUUUUAUUGAUUGAGAUGUUUUAAUUUUUCAACUAAAACUGGACUCAAACUACAAAGGACAAAAAUAUAAAAAUGUGACUGAACCCUGAAGCGAAAAGGCUUUUUCAUAAAAAGAUGCAGACCAAAACUUAAUCUAACAAUCUCUGACAAAAGAGCAAGGUACAAAAAGCAGAGACCCCAAAUCCCACUGUAACAAACAAUUUUUUCUGUAUUCUACUUAAUAUUUAAACUGAAACACUCGCUCUUCUUGUAAUGUUGUUCUGUAACAGGAUUGUUUUUUUUCUUAAACACAGUGAAAAGACACCAUAAAAAAGGUAAACUCCAAAGACUGAAUUCAUUUCUACUUCUCAAACUGUUUGACGUUUCGAGGAUUUACUCGCUUUUCAAGCCCAUUCAAGAGGCCAAUGAAGGAACUGCAGUUUUCUGUAUUUACUUUUGUACUUUGCCUCAAGGGUCGCUGCUUAUUUGAGAAUAUUCGGUCUGCUUUGUGCUCUGAGCAGCUAUAUAACAAGGGGGUUUCCAAUGUCGUUUAACCAAUGUCUUAAAUCUAGACAGCGUGCAUAAGUAGACAAAUGAAAGAAGAAGGAACUCUCUGUAGUCUCUCAAAUGUAGUAAAUCCUGACUUCAGCAGUGGCAUAUUUGGAAAUAUACAACAGACUUUGGAGUCUAUAAAAUAAAACAUCAGGGUCUGGUGCACACAGUGUCAUACAUGUUUCUGCGACCUAUUUUUGUUCCCUUUGUUUCCCCAUCUACACUCUGGUCCUCAUUUUCUCCCCCAGCCCCUCUCCUGUCAUCGAUCUGAUUCCUCUCUCCAUUCAGAGUGGCGCACCAGUCACUCAAAUCUUGUUAAAUAUACCCAAAGAUUUAAUGUUUCCAAUUCACUUUGCUCUUAAUCUCUUUCAAUCCGUCGUCACGUUCCUCCCUCAGUAUCCCAAUGCCCGCCCUGUGACCCUAACCCAAUAUCAGAACAUCUGGUUCAAGGUAACGGCAGCUGUCAGCAGGUCCAGGGUGUACAGCAGACCCCCACCCAAGCUGGGUUCUGUUGAAAUUGAUAUUGUUUUAAAAUACAUGUUUGUCUUUAAUACUUUCUGACAUACUUCCAACAUGUUUCUGUGUGCUUUGGCUCUCUCAGCACUUCUUCUCACCCUUGCAAAUAUUGAGAUGGAACAUGAGAAGACACAAGUCCUUUGGGCCCCUCCCCUGUCAUGAUUUCCUCUUCAGUUUUCGGGGGAGGAAAUAAAUGGCCCGUGUUGCAGCCCUCCAGAAGCAGCUUUUUAUUGGUGCACUCUUGUUCUCUGAUUCUCUCCAGGGGCCUGUUGUGCCAAGAAGCCGUGUGAGGACAGAUUACACACCAGCAAGACAUUGUUCGAUGCCCCACGGUGGUUUUUGCACUUUCUGGAAGGGCCCUCAUUAUUACAGUGCAGGAGACUUCAAACGCUUCCCCAAUAGCUUUUUCAUGCAGUUUAAUGCACAGUCAUGCCUGGUACUCUCUGCGCUCCACAAGCGCUGGGUGUGUCUUCAUAAUCAAAGCCCUGCUAACCCACAUGAUUACAGGAAUGGCACACUGGCACAUGCCCUCUCCCCUUGGCAAUCAGACACUGAAUUUUUUCUCUCUCCCUGCAUCCGCUUUCCCCCCGCCUCCUUUAUACUAUGACUGGAAUGAGUGAUUCACCCCCCCACCCCCACCUCCCAGUGAUAUGCGUACAGCCUGGCUCACUUUACAGUUGUGGCAGCUGAAUUUGGGUAGAAAGACCCUAAAAACUCUUUUAUGAAAUCCAAAUCAGCUCUCGUUAAUUCUUAGACAUGUUUGCUUUAAAUUACACCGCCAGUGAGGAAUUAUGGAGCUUGCUAUGGAACUGGCCUGCAUUGCUGUGACAGGUGUUUAUAAUGUUUCGCCAAGACAUCUACAGACAUAACAGAGCAGGAAUAUUAGAAACAUACUUCAUUGCAAUGCACUUCACUACAUCACUACCGCCUUCAAGCUCUGUGGUAAUUAUAGUUACAGAUUUAAACAUGUACCGUAUUUGCCAUUUUAUCACUCUUUAAUGUCUGAAAGCCGAGACAAAAACUAGAAAUUUAAAAUACCACUGUACAUAAAGUCAAGGACAGGCAAGACAAGAGGGCACCAUUACCUUCUUCGUUUGCCUCUGUUUACAUUCUGCAAAAAUACCAAUUUAUCGAAUUUUGGCAGCACGUGUUUCAAAGACAUCAAAUUGACAAAGGAAAUAGUAUGUUGUAAUACAGUUUGUCCAAAAACGCCCUGGCAGACUUGGGAAUCCCCCGUCUUGUCUGGUUUUGAGACCCCUGCAGUUGCAUGGGGAUGUGUUUUCCAUUAUGUCAUCACGGCGGCCUUACAGUUAGAAUUAGUUGUGCAUCUGAGUUAUUUGUGGCGGUCGGAUCCAGCAUGUCGCGUACAGGUUGGACCAGCAGAGUCUGGGAGGAGACAGUGUUGUCGUCUCCUGACUUGGAGCAGCAGUAGCAGUAGCAGCAGUAGCAGCCCCCUUGUUGUCACUGCAUUCCUCCCCCUCCAGACUGCUCGGCUCCACUUCAGUCCUGGAGAGUCUGCUCCUGUGACACCUAAGACAUAAGCAAUGACACACACCUAUGAUCACCUCCCUCAAGUGCACUCAGGGCUUUCAAAGUCAAUUGAUUUUGCAAACUUCAACUUGUGUCGCAAUCUAUGUACACUGUUUAUUCAGAUUGUAUGUUUAUCAGCAAAUUUUUGUAUAAUUAUGCCCAUAAAAGACAAUAUUGUUUUGAUUUUUGCUUUUGUUAUAGAAGUAGACACUCUGUGAAAUCAGUCUGUUAAAGAGGAUAAAUUAUUAGGAAAUGAUCCGUGUUGUGGUUGUGAGUGUGCAGGGUAGUGGUUGUGGUUGUUGCUUCAUUUAGACCUCUGAGUCAGUCACAUAGUUAGUCCAAGAGGAAGAUGAAAACCUUUUAAUGAAGUGUCGACUUCACAUUGGCAGAACAAACCUGUCAGCACACAAAUAUCAAGGUAUGUUUACCUUCUUAAAACUACAUGUUUGGGUGAGCGAAAUGGGAAGAGGGGCAGAGAUGAGUUUGUUGUGUUUACUACACUUAUGGAAAAGGAAACCUGAGCUUGAGUCAUCACAACAUCGAAGUAUCAAAAGGACGACAUGGAGACUGUGCUCCAGUAAACCUUGUGACCUCUGUGUCAUUUCCAGUCAGAUCUGCAGUUUGCAGUUUCCCAGUCAUUGUCAGGCUGCCAGGACUUUUACCAGCAACAGAAAGCAGAUGGCCUAAACUAUAGAUAGCUCUGAAUGUGCAAAGAGUGCCCCCCACUCUAACUGAUUGAUGCCAUACAGACUUUGUCUUGCACUUCUAAACUGACUUCUCUUCAUAAUUUUAAAACAUGUCAAACUUGAAUAUUUGUGCCUUUUUGCUCUGAAUGUAGAGUACAUAGUGGGUUGGACUGCGCUGUGUUGUGUAAAAGGUGCAUACAUACUUUUCCAGGUUGGUUUUAAGCUCUUUUAUCCAAACUAUAGAUUUGAAGAACCCAAACUUGAAAGAAUUUUCCCACGUUUGAGAAACAUCCGCAUGUUAACAAUAUAUUAAUACACAAGUCUUGACCUGCAGAGUGUCGGCUGUGAGCCCUUCACCAUGUGGAGAUGAGAUGAAAUGGAUGAGAGGAUUAAGUGGUAAUAUUAAAAUCCCUAUUUUUGUGAGUAAAAUGUGUUAUGUUUAGCACAGUAGAAUGUGGUAUCACAACAGGAAUCUUGUAAUUGCUACUACCUGUUUUAAGAAGAGCGAUAAUUGACUGAAACGACCUGAGUAACAGGCAUUAUAAAAGGAUAAAUAAAAGGAUAAAAGCUCUCUGUGUUAGUAAAAGUAAAAAAAAGAGAUAUCAAAUUAAAGGCUGUUUAGUAAUCUGAUUACAGAGGCAAUUAAAAUUUUUGAUUGACUGUACAAAUAGUUUCAUAUGCAAGUUUAACAUAACAUCAGACCAAGUCACAUCGCUAUUUGUUUAUAUAUACACACACACGACAAUAAAACCUAAAAUACUGCAGACUCUCUAGGCUAAUAAACUCUAAUGCCUGUUGCAUUUACUGCAUGUACAUAAACAAAUGUGUAUACUGCCUAUAAAUAUGUGCACUGUGUUUCCAGUAAAAUUUAAGGUUCCCAAUUCUGAGGUAAGUCUAAAGUGGCAAAACUUUAUUUACAAAACAAUGUUUUCAAAACUUGAAAAGCGCAUCAGGAUGAGCAUGUGAAACUGUUACCUAAAAGUCUGUUUCAGUUCAAGUUUUCAAAGUCAUUUUCACAAAGUAGUGCAACAACCUCACACUGAUGCUUGUGACCGACAGAAAGUAGCUGGAAGUGACUGAUACGUCUCAACUUUAGCUGCAAAUGUAGUCGAUACUUUAGAGAAUCUGUCCGUCAGUCCUAGACAUAAAGAAGUUAUUAACCCAACCUUCUACCUGACCCUUAUUUGGACACAGCUCAGGUGUAUUACUGGAUAGGUACAUCCAUAGAUACUGUCACCCUAACACAGUCAUCUCUAUGUCUGUAUCCCAGCUAAAGAUAAAUCCUUAUCAGUCUUUAGUUGAUGUUAGCUGUAAAAAUACCCUGAAGCUGGUCACAAGUUUCCUCAUUAACACUUUAUCCUUAAACUGAUCUGUAAAUAUUCUGCUGUUUAGCUAAAAGAAACACUGUUCUGCUAAAGUUUGACGAUCUCAAGUUUUGAGAUUCGAUCUGUUUGUUUGGAAAGAGGAUGAUUUCUAUUGAAGCUAAAUAGCCGUAGAGAACAUUCCGGUUAACUCAGGGUUGAGUUUUAAUAUCCCGUCCACAGCUUCAUGGUUGUGUCAGUUGAGGCUUGUGGUUUUAUCAGCUUUCUUGUUAAAUGAAUCAGAGUACCAAGGUUUGGUUUGUUGUGAUUCUUGGUAAUGAAGUCUUGGUUUGGUCUUCAAAGCAGGUAGUUUAUGAACUAAUACAUUUUAACAAUCGAAUUCAAUACAACAUAAAGCUACAGUCCAUCUGCAGUCAUACUUUAAGUUAAGGAGUAUAAAAUCUGGCUGAUACAUGUUAAUUUUUAAGUACAUAAUCCCUAUGUAUCUCUGUGAUCACACACUUAAUGCCAUCCUGUCAGUGCCAGUUUUGCCACCCCGGUUUAAAAGCCCAGACACACUCCGGCCGAUCUCCAAAACAGAAGCCACAUGCCUCCAUCCUCUGGGAUCCAAACUUACUCUGACCCUCUAAAGAGAGAAACUCUCCCCUAGCGGCUGAUGUUGAUAGUAACUCACACAGCUCUUUACAGGAAGUGCUAACACCAGUGCCCAGCUGUUUAUAGCCUCACACAGAUCCAGGGCUGUUCUCUAGGAUUACAAAUCCCUCACAAGUCUGCCUAUGUUAACGUCGGACCCCCCAGCAACAAAACCUUCCCGCCGGCCGAGCUGUCUGUGCCGUCUGCGCUGGUGUCAUUGAGACGUGCCCACCGCUUCCAGCCUCUCUUAUUUGUCUCAAACUGACCCAUCGUUACUGCCAUGUCAAGGAGACGAAGGCAACCAAUCACGUCCGGCCCGGUGGGACAAGUGAAGACCAAUCAGGUCUGGAAUCCCCAUGGUAACUUGCACAGGCACAACCAAUUGGGACAGAGAGAGCCCCCUUGCUUUGAGAAUUUAAUGGCCUGUUUCUGUUGUCAUUAAUAAAAGCGCAUAACCUCUGCCACGAGGACUGUUAUGAUUUAGGUGGACGGCGUGGUGUCACAGCAUAAAGAUCACAUUCAGAUGAGUGUAAUGCAAGGACACAUGAGUGACAUUUGUGUUAAUUUCCUGUCUGAACACUGUAAAGGCCAACAGUACUCAAAUUACGUGUCAGGAGAACAUUAGAAACAGGUUUUACCCUUCAAACUCUCCUCUGUUUCUCCAGCCAAUCACCGGCGCUUCGACUUGUCCCAUGUAAGCGCAGACCCUACCAUUAGCGUAAAGUAGGUCACUUCAGGCCAGGAGGGAGCCAGACUCAAGUUUGCAUGGUCACCAGCUCCCUUUUUUUAGUUUAGCAUGCCUCUGCUAAGCUAUGCUCUCUGCUCUACAUUGUGCUGUGCUGUACUCUGCUCCCAGCCUUAUGUAAUGGCUGAGCUGUGUGUCACAGCCGUUUCCAUGGCAAGGGUGGCUCAGAGUGUCUCACAACAAAUCAUGCCCCUAUCUUGUGCACAGUGCUGGGUAAAAACUUUCUUUUUUUCCCCUCCUCUUUCUGUCUGUCAGUCAACCUUCUUCCCCCCCUUUCCUCUAUAACCCCUUCAAAGCAGAGGGCCAUGAAGAAAUAACUUCCAUGCGUUUAUUUUUAAAUUUCACCACCUCCUUUGCAAGCGUCCCAUCUUCUAUGCAGCAAAUUUUGUCUUAUGUCAAAAUCCAAGUCCAUUAGCCACCAUCAAAUUUUGGUGCAGAAGAUGGUGCUAAUUAAUAAGGCAUUACUUUGAUCAAUAAUUGAGCGUUGUUCAUUUAGUGGCAUGAAGUUAAUCUUGUGCUGACUCGCAGGGUAGGACGAGAGAAGGAGAGAAAUAUAAUCUAUGACAGAGUUGAUGCUCGGCAUUUGCAGAAGAACUUGCAAGAAAGUUUCGAAGUUUGUGUGACAGUGUGGAGUCAAAGACAUGAACAGUAUGCAAGCACUGUAAAAGUGUCAUUAUUCACAUGUUCAGUCUCAUGGCGCUUUGGUAUAGUAAAGGUAUAAUUCUGAUCCUGAUGCCCCCCUUUCAAACUCUGCCUCCCCAGAUUUUUGGUUUGCACAAAACCCUUUUGACCCUGUGUUGAUUUAGAUUAAGUCAGUGGUUCUCAAGUUCAGUCCUCGAGCCCCCCCGUCCUGCACGUUUUGGAUGUUUCCCUGCUCCAACACACCUGAUUCAAAUGAUCAGCUCGUUAAUAAGCCAUUUCAGAGCUUGAUAACGAGCUGAUCAUUUGAAUCAGGUGUGUUGGAGCAGGGAAACAUCCAAAACGUGCAGGACGGGGGGGGCUCGAGGACUGAACUUGAGAACCACUGGAUUAAGUACACAACAGAUUCAUAACCUAUUAGCCUGGAACCGCAGAUAGCUGUGCGCGUGGUGUUAGUUAAAGACACAGCCCCCCUGGAUAGAAAACAACAGCGACAGAGUGGAUUCUUUCUCACUUCAAUCUUAAAUGUAUUUAAUUUUGGAGUUACACUUCCAAGCCUCUCCAGGUAAAAGUAUCUGCUGCGACGCUCGGUAAACACGGACACAUGUUGUGAUCAUAAACCCUCUCGGCUCUCUCACUGAGCUGGCUUCCUUCAGUAUCGUGUAACGAAUGGCUUUUUCUUGGUACAUGGUUGAGCGCGCAGUCUGGUGCUGUGGGCAAAGCGCCGUGUUCUCAUUUCAGCCUCUCUGGGGAGAGCCGCACCAUCAGAGAGAAAUGAUUGAAUCUCUUUCUCUGCUCCAUUUUCACUCAUUUUUCCUGGAGUGGAUCAACCUGUGCCCCCAGCGCUGGAUUAUGUGUGUGCGUGCGUGUGUGUGUGUGCAAAUGUGUGCGUUGUAUGCAGAUGUUAGUGUUGGCAUGCUUGAACACCCACAGAGUCUAAGUGGUUCCAUACAAUUCUGCUGUUGGUUUUCAUAGCUGAUGUAUUGAGUGUCAUACAUUCAUGAAUAUACAUGCCAUAAAAUGCUGCUUUUCUCCCUGUGUUGAUCUUCCAGACGCUGAUAUGCAUUGAGGAUGAGUGGAGUCGGUGAAAACUCAUCUGACCCUGCGAGGGCAGAGUCGCGAAAACGCAAAGAAUGUUCGACUGAACUUCUAGGACCAAGGUGAGACAUGUACUCUGAGUCAAACAUCGAUACACGGGGAAACAAAGGGAAAAGUGCGAGCCACUGUGACAUGCUCAGCACGCUGGAUGUCAGCUGUCAUUUACAUGAGGGCUGGACGAUUAUGGCAAAAAUAAUUAUCACGAUUAUUUUGACUGAUAUUGAAAACACGAUUAAUAAACAUGAUUAUUCGUUGUUUUCAAAACUUGAGUAUUUAUUGAAACAACAAAAAUUAAUUUUAACUUAAGAACAGCCAGAAAUAAAUUAUUAACAAGUAAACAAGUAAAAAUAGUAAAUUAAAAUAAUGAUGGAAAUAAAAACAAUAAAUAAAAAUAAUUACCCAAUAUACAUGCACUUCUGCAAAACUUGCAAUAUGCAAAAAAAACACUAAUAACACAGCCAAAGCCUGAAGUUGGUCAUGUUGCCUUGGGGAGCGAACACGAUAGUGUGACAAACUUCACAAACCAUUUCCUUUUGCUCGAUGUCCGUCAACUUAAAGCCAAAAUGUUUCCAGAUAACUAAAGUCAUCCUGCCUCUCUUCUCAACCAAAGGCUGUCUUUCUACCAUGUUUUCAAUCGCUCGCUCCUCAUAUUAUUGAUCCACAAACGUCACACGCUUGCUGUAGCUGCACGAAACAGGAGUAUUUGAAGUGUCUCUGCACUGCACUGCACUACCAGCACGGGAAUUUACAAACACGCCGUACGGCGCAUUAAUUGUUUUUCUUCGAUUAUAAUGCUUUUAUGAUCGUGAGAAUCGAAAUCAAAAUCAUGAUUAAAAUUCGAUCAAUCGUCCAGCUGUAAUUCACACCCAAAAAGUUACUUAGUUUGUCACCAUAUGAUUAAUCUGUUCAACCUUUUUUUAUUGAAGUCAGGUUUCUCAAAAUACGACAUCGACCAGGCUGUAUUCAGUGUCAGUCUUUCUAACAUUGAUUCACUCUGGUAUUUACAAAAUGACCAGUCUCCAUACCUUUCUUCUCCGUGGAAAACAUGUACAGUGAAUCCAUGUUUGUAUUAAAGACACAUAAGGAGAAAUGAAGCUCUGCCUUUGCAAUCCUUCAGUCCUGUAUGCACAGUAGUAUUUAGAGUGACUGUAUGCUGCUGUAUGUCACAGUCGACCCCGGGGCACAGUAGAAGUCGGUACAAUAAAUCUGCAUAAUUCAUCAGUAGAUGAGCACUUAAGAACGAGGCUCCUCUUUAUCUGUGCUCCAUGUUGGCACAAUGAGGACUCAUACAGAUAUGUUUAUGUUACAACGAGCCCUAUGGAGAGUAAUUGACCCUGGUUUCAUCCCUCUCCUGACAUUUUUCCACGCCAAUGUUUGCCCUGCUUUCCUCUCUCUCUGCUUUUGUGGUCUUCCUCUUUGCAUGCUCUCAACUCUGACUUCUUCCUCCCCUUUUAGUCCAAAGCGGAGCAACGAGAAGCGCAACCGCGAGCACGAGAACAAAUACAUCGAGGAGCUUGCUGAGCUGAUCUUCGCCAACUUCAACGACAUCGACAACUUCAAUGUCAAGCCUGACAAAUGUGCAAUCCUGAAGGAAACUGUGAAACAGAUCAGACAAAUAAAGGAGCAAGGUACGACCUGUAAAUCUUUUUGACACUUUUUAUGUUUGUCGAAGCAAAAGCCAAAGGAAUGGUUCCCAAAUUAAGACCGAAACAGUGGAAAGGACACAGCUUUUCUCUUUGCACCGAUCAUUCAAGCGAAUAAAAAAACCUCAGAGAAGGACAAAGAGAUGCAACUCUCUGGUUUGCUUUUAUUUAAGUGAAUAAGGUUCUGCAGUAUCAUGAAUAUUUUAAGGACGCUGUUGUGAUUUAAAUGCUCCAAUAUAACCACAAGUGCCACAGGUGGCACUCUGUUGGCAGGAGCGUCAGAUCGGACUGCAUAAAUAUUAUGGUGUGGGAUCUGCUCCAUCCACAGUAAUUGAUGCUGGUUUGAAAGGGCGGCAUCAUUGAUUUAAUGUUCCCUCCAUCACUUCAUCAUAUAAUGUGGAGGAACCAGAGCAGUUUCCUGUUGGCUGCUGAUCUUCCCCACUUCUAUCCUGAGCCAGAACAUCAGGAAAAUGGAUCAGUGUGCUCACUUGCACUCGCCAGCUUCUCCUUCAUAGCAGCUAGUGGAGAUUCUUUUUUUCCACUUUUUUUUUUUUUUUCACAUUGGAAUUACUAGACCAAUACAAGUGGAUUAUUUUUCAUCUUCAAAGUCCAGAAAUAGCUGACAAAGUUGUAAAAAGCAGAAUCAUGAAUAAGUUUGGACUCGAAGAAGAAGAAAAGGAAAAAAAAAAACACUAGAGGAGCUGCAGAGCGAGUCGUAGACAAAGAGUGGCCCACUCGAGGUGUACAUGAAUCAGACGGGCUGAUCAUGAUGUCACAGGUGAUGACUCACUGAGCUCAGAGUUAUGUAAUAGUGAACAAUGUGAUGCAAAAACCUCACAAAAACACUGGCUGUAUUUUGUCCGUCCCUUUUCCUUUUUUACGGACUCCCUCUUCCUCCCCCCGUCUCCCUCCCCUCCAGCCCUUCCCUUUCCUCGCUCUCUCAUGUCUUUAUGCCGGUCGACAGUGACGUUUCCAGUCUGCCUCUGAAGGCGUCAUUGUGUUUGUACAGCAGCCACAGAGGGAAGGGCUAAACAGUCCUCGCUCCUCUGCUUUGUUCCCUCAGACCUUGAUCGACAACACCUUCUUUUUUUUUGUGACGUAGUGACGAGAGCUGCUGCCGCUGCUGCGCCUCAUCACCGAAAAACUUGAGCUUCUUUUGGUUUUUCUUGUUGCGCUUGUUGAACCGUAGAUGCACUGAAAGCUCGUGUAAACGUCUCAAGGGUGAAAGUGCAGGCCGCAUCAUUUUACUGCCAUCAUUUGUUGUUUUCAUUGCAGCUCAUCUGUCAUCUCAGGGGUUUAUAUCAGAUUGUUUCAAGGGCACAAUCUCUUUCUAUACGCCGUUUAUUGCCGUCAGUGAUUCUCUGUUUAUGGCGACUUUUCUGAUGUUUUAAAUUAAACCAAUGCGGCUUCAUAACUCUCGCUGAUUGGAGUCCUGGUGAUGAUUGCCUGUGAAAAAGUGCCCCCCCUACAGAAAGGCUUUUAAUUAUCCUUGUUUGUUCCUCUCAUGCUGUCUGCGUACAUUUUGCUAAUUGAAAUAUUUGUGUGCUCAGAACAGCUUGGCUUUCUCUAUUAUUAUUUUUUGUCUCCAGCUUGUUGCUUCUAAAAAGUCAUAUAUUGACUAAUGAUGUCUUUUAUGAUAGCUCCUAUAAAAUAAUCGCAUAGCCUAGAGUUUUACAGCUUUCUUCUUACACUCUUAACCACUCACGGCAAAGAACAGCCUGAUCGGUGGAGGCUGUAAUAUACAGUAGCUGCAAGUAGAUAAGUUUUCAUUCUUUGUAUGGGAGGACCCCUAAAGAUACUACCCGAGAUAGAGUUACAGAUUAUGUAGCAGUUAUGACAAGACACCACCCGACUAAAUAAGCAGGUCCUCCCUCAGUCUGUUACAGCGCUCUGCAGACGGACUGAGAGCUGGUGAGGGCUGCACUGACAUUGAGUGAUGGGUCUGCACCCAGGGCAGCUGUGCUAGUAUAGUGGGCCCCGCUGGGUCUGUGGAGGUCCUGCUGAUGCGCACAUCAUUAAUGCUGAAAGAGAUGAAUGUGCGUCUGUGAGGUGUUGCAGGAGCCCACAGUACAGGGAGAGGAAACCUGUAUUAGUGUCUGCUUUUACACGCCUCCACCUCAAAUAAUUUUCCAUUAAAAAAAAAUUAAUAAAGGAAGGACAGAGUUUUGUUUGCUUUUUACCACAACAUUCUCUCACCAUAUGGUCAGCCCUCUUCUUGGCAUGGUGCGACAGUUAAAUGUGUCCCCCCCAACAGCCCACUCAUAUUCCGCCUCUCAUCAUCAUCUCCAAAAGUAGGGCAGCCUACGCGCCGAACAUAAGGCUUCUCUGCAUGGUUAUUAACCCAAUCAUUCACAUGGACAAAUGAACAGCACCGCAGAGCAGGUACAGGAGGGUACAAAAUACUCUUUAUUUCCACUCUUAAGUAAAGCAGUCACCUGAUAUUUAUAUUUAUAGCACUUUAUUAGGCUAUGGAUUCAAAGACGAUAUGUUUGCCUAAAGCUCUUCACAUGAAAUCUGCUUUAUAUUACUGACCAUAGGUAGCUUUGAGUUUAACAAGCUGCUCUCUAUAUCCAUCCAUGGAAAUCCAGUAAGACUAUGAGCUCAGGAGGAGGAGGAGACACAGCCAGAUAAGUUAUGGGGAAGGCAUUCAUAUGAGGAGGCAUCCCCGCUGCUAAAGGGUAUCAGUGUUGAGAGCUUUCAAAAAUAAAACGUGAAUCCCAAUCAUGGAUUAUAAAAAGCGUACUUGUACUUUCGUGACAAAUAUAGUACCAGCUUUAAGGCAAACCAAGUUUUUGUGUGAAAACACGGCUAAAAGCCUUUAAACUCAUACUUCCUCAGGGCUUGACACUAACUUUUUUCACAAGGGCCACAUGUGCUCCUAAGUUGAAAAAGUAAGGCGCACACAAAAAACUCUAGGGGCAAAUGGAAAAUUGAUCAAAUAAUGUGUGUCUUAUUGGUCGACAUGAGUACUAUUAUUUGAAAUCAAUUUUAGGUCAAUUGGUCACGUGGCAUGGAAGCUAUUGAAGAAAAUGUAAAAAAUUUGCCUUUAAAUUUAACACAAAAAUGUUUUAGAGGACAAAUUUGGGAAAUAAAGAGGUGUGCCUUAUUUAUUGAUACAAGUACUAUUAUUGAAAUCAAUUUUAGGUCCAUUGGUCAAAUGACAUGGAAGCUAUUGAAGGAAAACACCUUUUCUGAGAACAUCAACCGGUAAUUUAUUGAUGGUCCCUUAUUCAACACCCGACAUUGACAGCGAGGGUGCCGAGUAGAUUGAACCGUGCUGCUGUGGCUAUUCCCGGUUAUGGAGAGUGAGAAGACACCAGUAGAUCCGCAGUGAAUGUCCAUCGAAUAUCCAACCUAAAACUAACUUCACCGCAGUAUUUACAUAAAAAAACAUUUAUUGCCUCCCAAAUGCGGGUGAAACGGUCGCACAGUCGAACCCUGUUCUAUCUCUAGAUGUCAGUCACCAAAAUCAUACAUAUAAAGUGAUUAAAAAGUGAGAAAUGUUGGCAACUUGUUGCAACCGACCCACACAGAAACAACUUGCCUUUCUAUUAUGAGCUUCAGUUGUUUACACACGUAACUGUUUUUAUAAAGGCCCUCUCUUUUUCUUUUUUUUUUUUUUGCACAUCACAAUGCAGUCCAUCCAGUGGCUGCCACCAGCAUGGCAGCUGCAUGCUCUGACACUCUCAUUUCCAACAACCUUUCUUUCCCAUCACCGCUCACUGCUUGGGCUCGAGCCACGGUAACAUGUUUUGACAAAAGGAGAAAAAAAAAUGUGUUUGCUUUGUAGCCAGAAAGAUUACUUGUUAGGAGUCUUGUGAACAGGUGACCUCUUUUGAAGAAUAUGGGUCAGUUUUAGAGGGGAGAGAGGGAAAAUCAUUUUCUUUGCCAGUUAACCCUCAAUGACGGGCGUGUUUUGUUGUCCUGUUUUGUUCCCUAUAUCAACAAAACAUCUAAUGAGUAAGGGCUGUUCGAAUCCUUUCUCCUGUUCAUAACGAAAUUCUCUUCGACUCUUACUUGAUUUUGUGCUUCUUACCUUUUUUUGUUAACAGAAAAAGCAGCAGCAGCGAAUGAGGAGGAGGUGCAGAAAGCUGAUGUCUCAUCAACAGGCCAAAGUGUGAUUGAUAAAGAUGCCUUGGGACCAAUGAUGCUGGAGGUAGGUUUCCUUGCUCAUUCACAGUGUCAUUCGAAACCACACACUGAAGUACCCACGCUGAACACUCAUACCAGCACUCACCUACCAUAAGCUCUUCUCUUAAACUCCCGAUCACUAUCAAAUGAAGAGUGCCAUCCGCAGAGAACAAUCACAAAUGGGCCGGUAGUGUCUGUGUGUGUGAGAGUGUUGCUAUGUGGAGUUGAAGCUGCCAGCGUCUUGUAUCUGCCUCGGAUUGGCUGUAAAUCACGGUGUGCAGCAAUGGCCUCGUUGUCCUGCGGAGGGCCACUGAAGUGCUUACGUAUAAUGGGAAAGAAAGCAACAGCCCGGCGAAUGAAUCACUCCAUUGAGCCCGUCCUCUCACUCACUCACUUCCUCCCUCCCUUUCUCUCUUUCUCUCUCUCUUGUUCAGUUCUCUCACUCUCUCUCUCUCUCUCUCUCUCUCUCCCUCCCUAUCCUCUCUUCAUUUGCCUCUAGAUCUGUCCUGUCAUGGAAUAUUUAUAGCUCUUCUGGUCCAGCGUCACCGAAUCGACAUACUAACUCGCGGCUAAAUAUAGCCCAGCGCAGCCCGCAUGCUUUCCCAUCUGUCAGCGGCCCCAAAACACAGCGAUCGGCCAUUCACACCCCGCUCUGCUCUGGCCACGUCCCCAUCCGACCAGCCCCCAGGCUUAUUACAGGAUGCUCUAAAGGGGGACUGGUCAGCGGCAGGAAAUGCUCCCACGUGCCCCGUGACCCCCUGCUCCUACACUUUCUGCUGCCCACUGCCAUGAGAGCACAGGAAGACAGCGCAGGGUCAUGAAAAAACAUUAGCAUGCUGUUGUUUUAACCCCCGGGGACAAAUCUUGUUCCGUCACAUGACUGUGGCACAGUUUGCAUUCCUGUGCAACUACACCGUGUGGCCCCUGCUUUGUAUUAUGAAUACACCAUCAAUGAGUCAUUCAGAUGCUCAAUGCUGAAGCGGAGUAAGGCUUUGGAAAGCAGGACCAGAGCGAAACCUGUUUUUUUUAAAAGCUCCUUCUAGCUAAUGUGAAUAUCUAUUUUUGUUUUAUUUCUAAAUGUAAAUGUAAAUAUUCUUUAUUUAUACAGCGCUUUAUAACAACCCUUUCAGUUAACCAAAGUGCUUUACAAAACAUAGUAAAUAAAAAUGAACAAAUAAAAGCAAUAAAAACAAUAAAAAAAAUUUAAUUAAAAAUAAAAAAGAAUUAGAUACAAUGCAAUAAAAUCAAGUAAAAGUGUCACCACACUACUGCUACUACACACAGUAGAAGAAAUUCCCAAACUUGAUUGAACAGAAUAAGAUGUUAUCUGCUAAAACUGAUCGUAACGGUUAAUUUGUCUCGCAUUCAAAGGAGGUGACAAAAGAUUAAUUUUUCCGUCUCUGAAUUAUCACCCAGAUUAAAUCUGUCCAUCCCGUCGGUCGCUGUUGCUGCGGCUCUAAAGCCUUUGAUUCAUGGAGAUCAGAUUACUGUCAUGUCCCUCAAGCCGGGUUUGCCUCAGAAGAGUUUGUCAGUCGGUUCAGAGCGCAGCGGCUCAUAUUCUGAUCACAUCACGUGAGGAGGGGCUCAUAACUCCAGUGACAGCCUCUCUUUAUUGGCAGAGUAGUUUAUGGGCGCUGCUGGAAAUACACAAAAUAGUAGAUUGAUAGUGCACCCCCCCCAUACUUGAUUGACAUGGUGAACCCAUUUGAACCUGCUCAGUCUCUUUGCACUCACCUUGAUCAUCGUUGUGUUUGACUCUUGAGGUUGUUUGUGCGUUUAUUUGACAUAUUGUUUUAUGGUGUAAUGUGUUUUUGUGUAUUUAUCGCGUUAUAAUUUUUUUUUGUGUGUGAAGCUUAAAUAAAUACUUCACAUUAAAAGUGGAAAAACUGUUAAAUCAACAAAAUUAGUAUCAAAACAAAAGCUUGACUAUUUUAAAAUCAGUUUUUAAUCGGUUUUGUUAUUAUUUUAACCUGUUUUAUUAUCUAAAAUUGGGAAAAUGCCUCAAAUGUUGCUGUUUUUGUUAAAAUUAUAACAUUUAUCACCAAAGUCUGAAACUACUUCAGUCCAAAGCUCUACUAGAGGCAUGUUUGAAGUGUUUUUGUCAACAGUGCUGCUUGGUCAUUCUGUAAAAGCACAUGUUUAGCAAGAAUGAAUGUCCCAGGGACAUAAGGGACGCAGAUCUAAAACACCACUAUCUUGUCAUAAAUAACAGAAACCCUCACGAGAGCCCACUCUCCACACUGUAACUGCUCACUGCCUUCUGCUAAUAGACGGCAGGCUAAGUGUAAAACAGGAAACAAAACCAAAGAGUGUGGUAAUCAGGGCAUUUUAAUCUGGAGUAUGUUCAUUUGUAUCAGCUUUAUUCAUGUCUACAGUCGUAGAUUACGCUGUUGGUUAACUGCAUUACGCAAGAUUGUCUGGAAGAAGGCAAUAGUUGGCACCAAAGGAGUGUUUGCUCUCUUUCUGUUUGCCCUACUUGUCCAGUACACAGCCCUUUCUUCACUCGGGGGCCGACUUGCACAACCCAUGUUGCAUUUUGGAAACCGCUCAGUUUCAUGCUGUGAUAGAUGAGAUCCCCUUAAAGUCUAUUUUCGGCUUCUGCUGCGUUAAUGCAGGCGAGGUGGAAACUUCUGUCCGGGCGUGAUCUGGGGUGGUACACCCCAAAAGCUUAGCCCGCUGGUUCAUCACGUGAAUAUGCGUGUGAAUAUUUUAGGAUGUAGAAAUUUGCUUUAUAGACUGGUGCAGACGCUUUUUUUUAUACAUAGUCGUGUAAACUCUGAGGAAGAUUAUUACCAUGGCGGUAUUCUCUUAUCUUGGCGCUAGAUUUCACAUCUUAACAACCAGCAGAAAUCCCUUUUUAAAAGUGCUGUGUGAUUUGAUGGCCUAAUUGACACCAUCUUGUGCGUAAUGGCGGACCUGGGGCUGUAUUCUUUCAAUUAAGUGCUCCUCCUCUUCUACAUCCUCCUGUCUCUUCAGGCACACGCUUUUAUCCUGUUUUCUAUCAGGAGCGCUGAUGUUGAUCAUCUGCUGCAAUGAUGGGUGUACCCAGCACUCAGUGUCCUAAUCACUUCGCUUUAGACACAACACAUUCUCAUGCUCCUAAAAAGGGAAAUAAAGAUGGUUACACUGAUUCUGUCUCUUAUACUGUUGCUUUUAUUUCACAGUGACUGAUCUGUUCUAUUCAAAAGCUAAUUCUUUGACUCUGUUAUUCUUCUCUCCCCCCCAGGCCUUGGAUGGCUUCUUCUUCGUGGUGAACAUGGAGGGCAACAUCGUCUUUGUGUCGGAGAAUGUGACCCAGUACCUCCGCUACAACCAGGAGGAGCUGAUGAACACCAGCGUCUACAGCGUGCUGCACGUCGGGGAUCACGCAGAGUUCAUCAAGAACCUGCUGCCCAAAUCCCUCGGUUAGCAUCCAGCUCUAAAUUUCCCCUCACUUUGCACUCCAGCGUUUUUUGUUUUUUUUUCCACCUGUCAGUUUCCGUCUCGCCGUGUCACUGGCGCUCCACGUCUCUUUCUGUUUUCCUAACUCUGCGUGUAUGUCCUCUGUGUUGCAUCAUUCUCACCUCUGCUCAUAACUCUCAUUGACACACUCGUCUCUUGUGUUUUACGCACACUCUGCUCCCCCCCUCUCUACUCUUCCUCUUCAUGUUUACUGCACUGAGAUUGUCGGAUGUCUGUUUUGGUGUGGAUGUAAGUGGAAUUAAAAUGUUGACAGUUAAACUGCUCCUGAAAGUGGGAGGGAAAGAAACAUCCCAGCUUCAUACACGCUGGUGGGAGAGUGUGUGGGACCUAUAGGUUCUUCAUUUUCUCUUCUGCUGAUGCUCUGCCCAGACAUUUUCUCCUGCUCUUCUCUUCUUCCUCCCCCCUCCCUCCCUCUCUUCUCGGCUAAUUAACUUCCUUUUUCGGCAUCCCUCCCCUGUCAGCAGCAGCAGCAUCGCUCUCUCCCUAUAUUCUCAUCUCAUGCCCUUCCUUCCCCUUCUCUUCAGUUUGUGUGUUAUUCUCACUCCCACCAAGUUCCAGUUUCGUGGCUCUCUCGCUUUUCAAUUUCUGAAGUCUCCCUGAAAAGCAUUGUUUUACUCGAGCAUUGCUCAUAUCUUGACAGCAGGUCGUUUAUCCGCACAAGACACACAUUUGAGUUUCUCUUUCUCCUUCUUCUUCUUCUUCUUCCCUCCUCUGCAUCCUCCCUCUCCAUCUUCCCUGCGCUAAAGGUGAUUGUAAUGUAUGUCAUCUCACUCCUUUCUCCAAGUCCCCACUCCUCCUCCUCUUCUUCUCCUUCUCUCCUGGUGCUUCGGAUUGAGGUCUGAGUGUCCGGCCAUCUGGGUGGGGGAGCAGCAAAGAGCCGAGUACCCUGGAAAUGAUCAGUGGGCUGUGUCCCAGAUACUGGGAGAUUAUCAAUGCACCGAAUGAGAUCACAAACCAGAUGGAGUGUGAUGGGAGUUUGCUAGAGUUAAAUGAGUUGUGAGUGUGUGUGUGUGUGUGUGUGACUGUACAUCUCUCCUGUUCUUUUUUAGCGUGUCGAAGUGUGUCUGUCUGUGUGUGUGUGUGUGUGUGUGUUUGCUCACGCUUGUGUAAGUGUUGGAGAGCAGAAGAAAGAUUGGCAGUGGUGUUUUAGAGGACAUGCAUAUGGAGGCCUGGCUGUGAUGCAUGGCUGUGGAUAGAUGGCACAGGGCUCUGAGUUCCAACUGCUCAUUAUGACUGAUCUCUACCCAGCAACUGCUCUCUCCUUUUUUACACUUUUCCUGCUUCAUUCUCUCUUUCUUGCUCUCAUUAUGUCUUUCACUCGCAGCGUGGUAGCCUCUCUUGGCUCCCAGUCCCACCUCUCCUUUUCCAUUGUUGUUCACUUUUGGUUGUGGUAAAAAAAAAAACAUUUUAUAUAUGUAUCCAGAAAAAUUCCUCACAUGAAGCCACAUUGUAAAUCUCUAAAGAGUCCUUUUUCGCUCUCUCCCGCAGUAAACGGCGUCCCGUGGUCCAGCGAGGGUCCGAGGAGGAACAGCCACACGUUCAACUGCCGAAUGCUGGUCAACCCACACAGCGAGAACCAGGACGAGCAGCACGAGCACGAGCCUCAGCCGCAGAAAUACGAGACCAUGCAGUGUUUCGCAGUGUCCGAGCCCAAGUCAAUCAAGGAGGAAGGAGACGGUACGGAGGGCAAAGGGACAAAGUUGUGGGGGGGAAAAAAAGAGGAAUUUGAUGUGAAAGCAAUAAUCCUACAAAACAGCUUUGUACAAAAUUAGUUUGAAUUUCAUUUAUCUGUAAAUCUUAACAGAUUUAUGAAACACAUCUGAUUAGACAGCUUCUGAUUAAGAUAUGCUGCAAGAUUAGAGGAAAUGUAAGCAACAUUACAGGAUAAGUAUCUCUGAGCUUAUGAAUGAAGAUGUCCUGGAAAAACAUGUCAGCAGCGAAGCAAUUCCAAAACACUGCCCUCUUUAUGAGAGUCGGCUCAUGACAGACCAAAGGCAAACUUUUUAUGAGUGAGGAAUAAAAGACUGCCUCAGAGAGAAAUCAGCCUGAGAUUAUCUUUGACACUGGGAUACACAAUAAAAAAAGAAAAACAAACAGUGAAGUGGGAAAAAACUCUGAGCGGUCUGUCAGACCUGGAUGAACCAACUUGUUGAUUCAAAAACAAUAAUAGUGACAAUUUUAUUUACCCGAUGACUUUACAGAUAAGAGAUCGCAAAGUGUUUUCAUGAACAUGAAACUCAAAAGAAAAAAAAAAACAUGAUCAGGUUUAAGAAGUCAGUAAAGUAAUGUAGUGAUAAUUAGGAGGUCAAAAGAGGUUAAAAUGUAAAAAUAGAAUAGGAUAUGGAGGAAAUGGGAUGAAGCUGUAAAGAGUGACGUAAAUGAAGCAAUGAAAUGAGUGACGGAAAAAAACAUCAAAAAUGAAAUAAGAAGGAAUUGUGAUGAAAAAAAUACAAGAAACAGAAAAAAUACAAGAAAUUAAAGAAAAAGACUCAAAAAAGAGAAAGAGGCAAUGAAAAAUAGCAAAACAUCACAACUAAAAAAAAAUCAGAGAAAAAAAAACAAGUGAAAUCAUUACUGUAAAAGAAAAAACAAUGGAAAAAGUGCAAGAAUUUUAAGGAAACGAAAGCAAUGAGAAAUUAUUCUAAAAAAGAAGCAAAGAUAAUUAAAAAAGAAGAAAUUCAGGAAAUAAUAUGACCUGAAAGACUAAUAAGAUUAAAAAAGGAAAUAUCAUGUAAAAUAGAAUUUGAAAUAGCAAUAAGAUGGCACAAUAUAAUGCAGCAAAUCUACAAUUCCUUAUCAACAGGAUUUCAGACUGAGUGCUGUUAUAAGAAAUUAAUUUAAGUUUAUAGUCAGAUUUCUUAAACACUGAAAAGAAGAUGCAGCUCAAAAACCUUGAAAAGGACUUAGAGAGUUUAAUAAGAUUGCUUUUUGAAAGAAUUAGUCUGCGGUUGAAUGGUGAAUACAGCAGUUUACAUCUAUAUGUAUGAGAGCAGAGCACGUUUGAGUCUUAUUACUGACAUGGUGAGAGUCCUUUAAGCAGCUGAGGAAAAGCAAAGCUGCUGCCACUCAACGUGCAUCCAUGAAAAGUUAAGUGACACGAGGGAGACGUGAGGCUGGGCAGCUGUCAUUAAAGCACAUCUAUAAUUCAUGCACACCCCUCACAAACCUGAGCUGAUGACUGCGAGCGCAGACUGUCGCAGUUUGAAACACAUGUGCCGCCGUUCAACCUCUGAAAACUUUCAGAUUAGUCUGGACUCUACACUUAGAGCAUAUUUGGGAGCUCAUUUGGGCAGAGAAAGAGAGGAGCUGCAUUUGUGGUGGCCGCUCAUAUAAACAUCGGCUCCUGUUCCUGGGGAAUGAUUUAAAUUGUGUGUUGCUCCUGCUCUUCUUACAGUGUUCAGUUGCAGAGAGGUCAACGCUCCGUUCAAGUGGUUUUUUAGGGCUUUGGAAAGGAACUCGAGAUCCUGUAGUUUGAGUAAAUUUCCAUCACAAGCGGCUUUCCCUCUAUCAUAGGAAAUAAAAAAAAACAGACGCAUACUGUGUUCAAAACAAAUUCUAUACCAUAAUAACAUAAACUUUAUAGAAGAGGAGUCUUUAAAACGGAACUUCGUAGUAAGUCUAAAUAAGUGAUUCAUUAAAACAAUAAGUGGAUAUGCAAAUUUUUCACUCCAACCUGUCUUUCAUCUCCGGCUUCCUUUGUGCACCAGCUGCUUGCCAGCCAUACUUUGGCAAAUACACCGACUGGAAUCCAAGCCAGAGGUGUGUGUGUGUGUGCAUGUGUGUAUGUGUCUGUGUGUGUGUGUGUGUGUGUGUAGGCAGCAAACCAGGAUCAGUGGUUACAGUUGCAGGAGUUUGUCCAGAGACAGAAGAAAGAAGGUAGGAGAGAAGGCGAAGAGAAAGCAAGAGAGUUUGGAGGGAUUCACUGAUUUUGGGAGCGGGACCACCCAAGAGGCUCUGUUUACGACUUAAAACGAGGAAUGCCUGUGUGUGUGUGUCCAAGUGUGUAUGUGUGUGUGUGUGCGCGCGUAUGUGUGUGUUAGCUCUGGCAUGAAUUCCUCAGCUAGAAACAUGUGUGGGGUUGUGGGUAUUGCUGGCACAUAGAAGUCAGAUGGCAGACUUUUUGGGUCACCCCAGUCCUGGACCUGGCAAUAUCAUCUGCGUGUGUGUGUGUGUGUGUGUGUGUGUGUGUGUGUGUGUGUGUGUGUGUGUGUGUGUGUGUGUGUGUGUGUGUGUGUGUGUGUGUGUGUGUGUGUGUGUGUGUGUGUGUUGCUAUCAUUAUUGAACGAUGGCAAUCUUUAAAGUCGGGCCAGGGGAGGUGUCAGCGGUGUGAGAUGGCACUGUAGGUGAGACUAGCCGGAGACACACAGCAGAAAGCACACACAUACAGCAUGCACACACAUGCACCUUCAAAGGUCACACUUCAUCAUUUCCCCUGCCGGCAAUCGCUGCUCCUCCUCAUGAAAGCAGCGCAGCCCUGAUCCCCACGCUCAUUAAUAACUGUAUUAAUUAUGCUGCCUGGGAAUAACAUGCAUUUCAUUUUCUUUCCCUCCCUCCGUCUCUAUCAUUUACGCCCUCUUCUUCCCCUCCCCCUUCAUCCCUCUUGCUUCUGCCCUGUCCUCUUUGUUACAUCCUACACCCUCUCCCCUCUGUACCUCUUUCUUCCUCUCUCUCUCUUUUCUAGACUUCCAGUCGUGCCUGAUCUGCGUGGCGCGUAGGGUGCCCAUGAAGGAAAGACCCAUGCUUCCCACGCAUGAGAGCUUCACCACACGCCAGGACCUGCAAGGUACUCGAACCACUCUCACAGCCGGGACCUCCAAACUUUCAUAGCGAAGCACAUCUACAAAAUUGCUCUUUCUACUGCAGACAUAAGUUUCCAUGCCUGAGGGAAACACUGUCCGGUAAAAGGAUAUUAGGUUACCCUGAGUGUCGAAUUAUUUCUCCAAGCAGCUGUUUGGAUGAGACCAACGUAUUACAAAAAAAAAAAAAAAAAUCAAAGUGCUGGUACGGGCACAUGCUCAUCACUUCCUUAUCCAGUGUCACCAGCUCAUAAAUCACUUCACACCAGGUUGGGUGUUAAAAGAUGAUUAUAUCCCCGGUGAAGGCCCUCAGGACUGAAUGUGUUAGUUCAACCUGCAGCCUCACUUUGGGAGGUAAAAAGAAAUUGUGAAUAUCAGUGCAUCUGCAUUUCACCUGAUCCUUGAUGUAGACCUAACAGACAGACACACACACACACUAAUAGUUACUCACCAGUAUGUAGUAAUUUACUGUAGCUCCCCACCCAGACUUCUGUAGGUAUGUGAGAACUAAGCCUGCUCCUUAAGCACGUGUUAGUUAGCUCUGUAAGAUCCUGGAGAAACCAUGUGUCCUUGUUGUUUGAUGAUAUCCUUGUUAUGUUGAAAAUCUCAAUGCAUCUGAGAUGUCUGCCUGCUGAUAAGAUGAAUAUGGUGUUAUGCUGUAAAAAGCGACUGUUAUGAAUGUUUGUGACAAGUCUUUAGUCAGUCCCUCUGGCUGUCAUUCAAGCAGCAGUCUGCUUGUCAGCCCGUUAAAUGCAUCACUGCCUCCAUUUAAAUCACAGCCGAUGAGAGACAACUGUUACUCAGUGAGUGUGUGAGUGUGUGUGUGUGUCUGUGUAUGUAAGUACAGGUAGAAUGAAUGCAUUUGUAGAGCUCUUAAGAAACUUGAGGACUUUCUCCUGAAAACGUUUCUUCACAAUCUUAUAAUUUAUUUCUAGCUCAAGUUUUUGACAAGCUGUAAUUAAAAUGUAAACGCAGAGAAUCUUCAGUUCAUUAUUUCCUCACUCGAUAUCAAACCACAGAGCCGUCUCGCAGCAGAGAGGCAAAGUAAAGAGCAUCUUCUCGUCAACAAGCUGCUCUACAUGUUUAUUUUCGAGCGAGACAACAAAUCCCCGACAGCUCAGCACAGUGCAUGUGUUCAGAAAACCUGACUUCUAUGUCUGACUAAGGCUCCCUUUAAUCCACUCCUCUGUGUUUAGGUAAGAUAACGUCCCUGGAUACCAGCCUCCUGCGGGCGUCCAUGAAGCCCGGCUGGGAGGAUCUGGUGAGGCGCUGCAUCCAGAGGUUCCACCUGCAGAACGACGGAGAAAUGUCAUUCGCGAAAAGACAUCAGCAAGAAGGUAAAGCUACCCACAGCCAAAAUUCUGAAGUGCUACUUUGAUAUUUUUCUUUUUUCCUCCCUAAAGAUUGACCACCUGCCCCCUUUAAACAAAGCUAAAGGUGAAUCAUAAGCUGCUGCUGUUUGUCCCUCAAUCAAAUCCAAGCUGCAAACAGAAACCUCACAACACAGAAUGAGUAACAGAAAAUGAGUCAUUCACUUGUGUGCGCAGAGAUCUUAUCGUGAAAUGGACAAGUUUUAACUAAAAUAAGUGUUUCUAUGUUUGCAGUGCUCCGCCAUGGUCAGGCCUUCAGCCCCAUCUACCGAUUCUCGCUCUCUGAUGGAACCAUUGUGUCGGCUCACACUAAGAGCAAACUGGUGCGCUCGCCUGCCACCAACGAACCCCAGCUCUACAUGUCCCUGCACAUUCUCCAGAGGUAUGUCUCCCUACCUACACCAGUCAGGGAGGCAGAGAAAGCUGCCGCAUGAACUUGGUUGCAUGUUUUAGCCUGUUAUUGCCCUGCAGGGCUAUAUGAUAGCUUCAUGUGCUCUGGUGUGUAUUUUCAUGCUUGCUCAUGGUUUCGAGCAGCACAAAGACAAUACAGUGGCUAAUGUUCUCGGCUAUUUUAAACGUAUCUGGUCAUAAAGCUGUCAAAUGAACCUGCUGUGCUGUCUGUCUGUGUGUUUCACACCUCCAGGGAGCAGACAGUUUGUGGGAUGGGCCAGGACAUGGGUCCUGGCAGUCAGGCCACAGGGAUGGCUCCCAAACCAAUGAACCCCUCCACUCCCUCCAUGACUCCUCCAACCCCAGGCUCUUUGCCAGGUUCAGGGCCUCAGGGCCAAGACACUACCAUCAGCAGCAACAGCACCCCUUUCUCCCCUCCUGGCCCCGCUGGCCCAAGAGAGCCAGCAGCCAUGGGGGGCCAUAUGCAGGGCUACCGUUUUGGCUGCCCCCCACCACACAACCACACUGGGGGCAUGCAGCCUCCACAGCAAGGCCCCAACUGGAGGAUGAACAGCCCAUCUCGUGCCAGCCCCAGCCCUGCAGGUGGACCACACCCACCUCAACAGAACUCUAUGCUGUCGCCCAGGCACCGAGGGAGUCCUGGGGGGGCUGGCAGCCCUCGUGUAGCAGGAGGCCUGCACUCCCCUUCCCCUGUGGGGAUGUGUGGUGGAGGGCCUGGAAGUGCAGGUAGUAGCAGCACGGCCAGCACUCAUGCUAACAGCUACACUAGCAGCUCUCUGUCCGCUCUGCAGGCUCUGAGCGAGUGUCACGGUGUGGGACAUGGACACGGACCCCCUCAUGCACACACCCUGGGGUCUCCAGAUAGAAAGAUUGGCUCCCCAGCUGGGGUCACACCAGGGUCAGGGGUGAACUCGCAUCUGAUGUCAAAACUAGGAGGAAGCAGUGGUGGUGGUGCAGGAGACUCAUUUGGUCCUCACUCAGAAGGGGGUCAGGGGCACACGCAAGGCCAGACUGAGAGCAACCUAUCUGAGCCUAAGGAAGAGAGAGAUGGACCUGCUGAGGGCCAUGAUGCUCACAACCGUCUUCAUGACAACAAGGGACAGACAAAGCUGCUGCAACUGCUCACCACCAAGCCUGAGCCCCUGGAGACGUCUCUUUCCCCCAAUGCUGGAGGCGAGAGCAAGGACCAGGCCGGGACAGGGGUCCGGACUGGCCACACAGCGGGGACGACACACGCCACGUCCCUUAAAGAAAAACACAAGAUCCUCCACCAACUGCUCCAGAACAGCACGUCUCCUGUAGACCUGGCCAAGCUCACAGCAGAGGCCACAGGCAAAGAGCUGGGCCAAGACCAAACCCCAGGGGCCGGUGGGACAGCUGCUGGGGCCGAAAUUACACCCAAGCAGGAGCCCCUGAGCCCUAAGAAGAAAGACAAUGCCCUGCUACGCUACCUGCUGGAUAAAGAUGACACUGUACUGAAGGACAAGGUGCCUAAACUGGAGCCCGGGGAGGUGAAGGUGGAAGGAGGGAAACACCCUCUCGUCAAAGCAGAAAAACAAGACGCAGGAUACGACCGAGCUGAACAGGUUAGUUUCACACACUUUAUUUCGCUCCUGACAUUUGAGGCGGGAUAUUUACGUCCCUGUUGCUGCGAUGUGUAAAACAUGGGGGGCGUAAUGGUGGGGCAAAUGGGGACCAUCUCUUUGAGGUAGCAACAGAGGCAGAAUUGGAGAAAGUUGAUAUGGAUGUGAAGCGUUAGUGUUGAUAGGGAGGUUCUCACUGUGUGUCCACAAGACCCCCAAAAGCAGCCCUAAAACCCUUUACUCCUCCUCUUAAACUUCAUUCAGAAACCUAAACUUUUCUACCCUCUUCUGCUCCACUUGCCUCCUCUCUGUCCGACCCUUAAUCUAGGUUAGGUAGCAGAUGUUUCCUCCUCCAAGUCCUAUGUCCACACAGUGUGCCUCAGUUUAACACGUCCGCCAUAGGAGAGGUCAGAGAGGAUUCAUGGCGUUCAUACAGAAACAUAAACACGUCGAUCGUCUUCUUCUACACACUUAAGACAUCACGCAUGUCCUUUAAAACCAAGUAUUAAACACAUCUGUGCCUGUCAGUGUAUAUGUGUUGGCAGCACGAGCACGGGUGAAGCUGUCCGCCUAGCUUCAAACAACUGUGACAUUUGGAGGAAGCCCCUGUGGUUCUCCAGCUAUUUGAUCCUGGUUGCGUUUGGCCUUAGUCUCCUGGUUUGGCAGACGGCGAGGGUCAGGACUGGCGCUUGAAAGCAGAGGAGGGAGAAAGUGAAAUAGGAAGCUCGGAGGGAGCGCGUGGCUGUUAAAACUUCAGAUUUCAGCGAGACCAUGGAAAUAUGUUUAAUUAACAAAAUCACAAUUAAAUACACAUAAUAUAAAUGUAACACUUUCUCUUAUUACCUCCCUCUUCUUAGACAAGUCUGUCUAAUAUUUUUGUUUGUGUGCAUGUCCAUUUGUGCUUUCUUAUCGUUUCCCACCUUCUUUGUUGCACAUUUCCGAGCGCGCAUACAGAUGUGCAGCGGUACACAAUGCGUGCUAGCUGUGCGCACUCGCUGUGUAUAAUGUACAGCGUGUGCUCGGCCACUCAGGUACAUAUGAAGAAGACUAAGGAAAAGGGUGAUUGGAUGGAUAAUACGAGCUGCUGUUGAACUGAACAAAGAAGGAGAGAUGAGAGAGAGAGGUGUAGAUACCCCCAGGAGAGCCCAGCCUCGGCAGGCAGAGUGAAAAUGAUGAGCCAUAUGCUCCUGCAUGUCCUCUCUGCUACCAUGGAGAUAGAGGGGAGAGGGAGUGGUGAGUGUAGAACAAGGAACGGGAAACAAUAGAGAGAGGAAGAAGAGGGAGAAAUAUACUUUAUCCAUAUGUCGUCAAGGUUUUAUUUUAAGAGACCUGCUUAGAGCACAGAGCAAAAUGAAAACUUGGAUUUAUCAGAAAGGUGGUGGUGAAAGCAUUUAAAGCAUUUAACAGUGCUGGUGAUUACACAUUUCAGUGACUAUGGUUUCCAAGCCAGAACAAGGGCAUUUAUUAGACAUGUACCAAAGCCAUGACUUCAUUAGGAGCCAUUACAUGUGUGUGAGUGGGUUUCUGCUCAGCCGUGUGUGAAAGCUGACUGUACUAGUUAAAAAGUCCACUCAUCCUUCUCUCUGUACCAACCUCACCCACUGUAUUCUCGCUCCAUCUCCCUUCCUCCCUCCUCUCUCUCUCUCUCUCUCUCCUCCUCAUGAUUGUUUGAGGGCUGAAUUAUUGAUGGCUGGAGCAGAGCUAAAUGAGAAAUCAGAGCAGAGCACAGUAUUAGUGGCCAUGCUGAUGGCGAAACGAAGUAUAGGUAUGGUCAUUUAGUCCCUACGAUGGGAGGGAUUAUCUUGGUGUUGUGUAUGUGUGAAUGUCCCUGUGGUUGUUUCAAACAUUUUCAUGUCAACAUACUCUCUAUGAAGCUGCAUAAGACUUCUCCCCACUGCACUACCGCCGCAUCAACAAAACAUAUAUGCUUUAGAGCAAGAGUCAAAUAAAGCAAACGUCCAUCUGGAGUCGAACACAACUCGUUCCCCGCCCUCGCUCAAGUUCUUCAUUGCAGUGUCACUUUCAAUCACAAGUUUGCCUUUGCGUUCAGUCUUUAUUGCAUCAGGAGUAAUUAGGAUAUUUAUCCCAAUAGCCACACACACUAUAUGACCCGGAUAAUCAAAGCUGUAGGAGAAAGUACAUCAAUUUGUCUCAUUCAAUACAGUCUAAUUUUGAAAAGGUGCACCAUAAGUUUCAGCCGGCCUGAAGUCUGCCGUUUUCCUCUUAACUUGGAAGAGUCUGUUGAAUGUCAAACUACAUGCCAAAACAUGUCAUUUCCACUGGAGCUACAUUUCCAGAGAUCGCACAGGUCCUUAUGUAAGGUUAACAGCAAAAGUCCUCAAUAACUGAUGUGUGUUCAAUCAUCUGGAUCAUAUCUGACAUGGAAAGACAUUUUAUUAAUUUGAAGAAAUACUUCAGAGUAACUCAAAAAGUAGCCUGGGUUAAUAUGUCGUUUUCUUAAUAAUAAUAUUCCCCAGAAGUUUUUCUAAACUAUAUAGAGAUGAUUCCUAUCGUCUUUACUAUUUUAGAAAUACCAAAAAAUACAUUUUGCAAUUUAGUUUGAAUUUCUGGUAAAGGCAAAGAUAAAAAUUUAACCAAAAGGAAUCGUAAGAUAAAAAUGAGAGGUGACUGAAACCGGGAAUUGCCUCCAUUGCUGAGGCCCAUAAUUCAUUAACUUCUUCAUUUACUGCUGUCAUCUCUCUGUGAUUUCCACCAUGAGGCAGAUGAUAUCUUUUGAAUUACGUAAUGAAAUCCUGCUGGUAAAUAUUGUACUUCCCACUCGUAAAACUCCCAUCAUGACUUUAAAUGUCACACUAUCUACUAAGUUUGAACUUUUAUAGGUGCGGUUUAGACUUGUGUGAAAGGUUUUUUGUUUUAAUAUUUCGUUUUAGUUGUACUGUUAAUUACAGACAAAAGUGGAGUCUCACUUUAGAGGGAAAUCACUUUUCCUUUUGCUUUUCAUGACAGCAGCAGUUCUGCUUUGCCCAGCCUGUUUCUCGGUUCCCUUUUUCAUUUAAAUGGCACCAGUCGGGUCAGGGCGUCACAAUGGUGACCUUAACUCCAGGCUGAAAUUGUAAAAUCAAGAUCGAGAACUAAAUAAAGUGAUGUUCACUAUUACUGCGGUUAAGCUGAUUCCCAGAAAAAAAGAAAUUUUUACUAAGUUGAAUAGUGAGAAGACACUUCUGGCCUUAUUACCAGAACCUGUUCUGUGGGAUUUCACCGAAUAUGAAAAAUGAAGUUGGUAACCACAUAAAGAAACUGACAUUAAUCAGUAUUUCAGCCACAAACGUGCUGGAAUUAGCAUGUGAACCGAAUCUUAAACGUAACUAUACAGUGUGAGGAUUUACUAAAAAACAAAAAGGAUUUUUAACUUUACAUGUUUGCCCUCAAACGGUGUACUGCAUCAUAUGUCUCAGCCAUCUCUCCAUAUUUAAAACUUUUCCACCAAAAAGCCAAAAAAAAUGGAUCCGCAAAUGGACUUUUUCUAGAUUAUUUCUAAGUAGGAGAAAUUUUGUCUCCACGUAUCCCUCCAGUUUCAGAUAAACACAGUAUUCCAGCCUGAAAUGCAGAGAGGAAAGAUGUGGAUUGCGUUACAUGCUCUGACAUGCAUUGAGGGAAGAGAGUAACAGGGAUUGAUAGAAAUAGGACCCAUUAAGGGUAAAAGCAACCGGAGAAGACGAGAGGAUAGAAAGUGGGAGGAGAGAGAGAAACGAAAGGGAGGAGGAGGAAAAGAGCAAACUGAGAGCGUACAGGAGCAUUACAUCAUUCCUGACCUCAUUAGGGCUUUUCUCUCUCCCACCACCGCCCCCUACCCCCACCCCCACCCCCACUCCCACCCCACCACUCACUGCUGCUCUCCUAUAUCCUGUAUGCUCGGAGCAGUCAGCACUGUGUGGCUAUGAGUCUGCAGCUGUGUGUGUGGAGAUGUUUUUUUUUUUUUUUUAAUAACAAAAUAUCAUGAGGUGGAAGAGGAAACGGUCCGACUGUGAACCACAUGCAGUCUGGAGUGUUUGCGGUUGUCAUUAAUCAGCCACACCAGCUCUCUCCUGAUCUUUCGCAGUGUUUUCAGGCAAAAGUAAUGCAUGUAACUGUGUGGAACAUUGAGGUACAACACUGGAUCUGUUUUCCUGCUGUACAGUACAGUGUGUCACGAUCAGGAGUUUACAGUGUUUCCAAGUGUGCUGCACUCUCCUGGCCACUUUGAGCCAGUGCAACUUAUUUACCUUAAAUCCCACAGGCCUCGCUGGGAAACUCCACAGUCACCGUGUUUAUGUUUCUCUUUACAUUCGAUCGCGUAAGUUUGUGUCAGUUAAGUGAAACAACACUACAGGAUGAUACUGUUGGGACAUUGUGUCAUUUCUUAUUUUGUAUUGGACUGAAUUUGUAAUUGAAUCAUCAGAUUUCAUCAGUGUGUAACAACUUUCAUGCUAUCUCAGAGUUCAUCUCGCCAAGUAACCCCUCCCUAGAAAACACAAACAACAAGUGAAUUGUCAAUUUAGCAUGCCACGUUUGUUAAAAAAACAACAAAUAAAAAGACAAAGUUUUGAAUAAAACUACUUGAAAUAGUUUCUGUAACUUCAAAUAAAAUCACCAGAGUGAAAAUUUUUGACCCAAAUAAACACACUCUAAAGCUUCCAUCGUGCUCUUCGUGACCUUAGAUUAAUUUAUCAUAAGCAAUUACUAAAGAGGGUAAAGAAGAACUUUUUAAAAAUUUUGACAGGUAGAAACCUCGAGCAGAACCAGAAUCUCUGACAGCUUUGUACUCUGUGUGGGCCAAGAAAGUGCGAAAGAAUGAAGGUCGAACAGCAACGUAACGAUAAUGUGAGGCUGACACUUUCAAACAUGGAAAUGACAAAAAUAUGUAAAAUGAAAAGCAAAAGAGAUAAAAGAAUGCAAACAAUGUCAAACUAAAACAGAGAGGUGAGGAAUAUGAAAAAGAAAACUGGACUUGUUUACAAUUUCACAAGAUACAUAAAGUUCAGUCAAAGACUAGACGGAGCAAACGGUGUCUGCUCUGAACUAGAUAAAACAGAUGCAAAGAGGUUCAUCUUUAAAGGAGUAACUCCUCGAUGCAGCAUUUGAAGCCUGAUCCCAGCCUGGCCUUGUCUCUGUUUAAGAGCAUUGUGUGAAAAACUGUACCAAAACGGUUCAGAUAGUCCACAGUCCAGCUGCGCACGAAUGCAGCCUUGGGCUGUAAUGAGCCUGCUCAGUCCCAGCUGUGUGCAGUGUGUGUGUGUGUGUGUAUGUGGGGGGGGGUAUGGAGCACUUCAAGCUUUGGCACCAACCAAAAUCCCGCCGCCACUCUCCCGUGUUACUCAGCAAAAGCUGCCUCUGUAGCCGCAUGUUUUCUGUCAAUGGGAACAAAAACAGUCAUAAAAGAUGUAAUAACAUUUCUUAAAUAUGUGCUUGAAAAGUUGUGGACUUUUAAAGCAGAGCAGGCACAGUUGUGGGUUUGAAGACAGCACCAGAGUAAGCAAAGAGAAGUAUGUGUCAGAUGAGCUUAGUCAAUGUGAAGUGUGGCCUAGAUUUAAGAAAAGUGGUCCAUUUUAUCUUGGGGUUACUGCUGUAUUUUAAAGAAGGCCAAGCCUGCUGUUACCAUCUCCCAGACAAAGACUCACGCAAGUGUUGUUAUGUUCACAGUGUUAAGUUUGCUCUCUGUAAACGUGUGAGCACGCGAGACACACAUCUGUUUCUAAACUGCUUGUCUCCUUUUCCUCUUACCAGUCGUCAGAGCUGGAUGACAUCCUCAACGACCUGCAGAAUGCCCAGCCGCAGCUCUUCUGUGAACCCCGGCCCGUUUCUUUGCCCAGUCCAAUGGACAAGCAGAACAUCAUCAACGACAUCCUGCAAAUGUCUGAAAACAACCCUGCCAUGGCGGCGCAGCAACAACACAGAGCCAUGGGGACUGGCAUGGCCCCAACAAGUGAGUCCCACACCAGAGUCCCUCCAUUUGUCACUACUCAUUAAACAUUUCUGCUGGACUGAAACCGAUUCAUUCCCGUCUUUAGACUUUGGAGGUGUCCGACCGGGUCAGUCAGGCCGGGGUCUGCCUGCGAGGAGCGUCUCUCUUGACAUGAAUGUGUCCCCUCAGCAGCCCCAGUUACAGUACCCCAUGAGGGCCACCAGCCCAUACACUCUUAUGCAGCAGCAACAACAGCAGCAAGGCAUGGUGGGAAAUCAUGGCAUGAUGGCUAACCAGGCUGGUAUGGUUAACACAGGUGAGUUUUAUAAUUUUUUAAUGUUAUUGUAUGAUUUAUAUUUCCCCCAUUGUUUGUAUGAGGCAGUGGUGUAAGUCAGUCAGUAGAGCAGGUGCCCAAUAUACAGUCACCACAAUCGUCAAUGCAUCUGUCGCUGGUUUGACGACCUGCCACAACCCUUAGAGGCAUGUCUACCCCACACUUCUCCCCACACUUCCUGUCUGAAACAACAAAUAAACAAAACAAAAUUAAACGAAAUGCAGGAUAUUAAAAAGCAGUCAGUGGUUAAUGUUUAAAAAUAUCUGAGUGAAGGAUAUUAAAAGGUAAAUUACAUUAAAGCUUGUUGUUAUUUGAUUGCCCGUUCACAGUUGAGCAGCUCUAACAAGGAAGGAACUUGAAGUCCUGAGCGCAGACUCAGGGACGAAUAAAAAAGCUUUAAAUAGUGUCUGACUUCUACUCAGCAAUUUCCCCGUGGCUAACCCAGUGAAAGAAACACAACAGCAUCCUUUUUUUUACCCUUGAACACUUGUUGCAAAGAUUCUGAGAAAAGUUAUUUUUUGUUUGUGUUUUUACACUUUCUCUCUCUCUCUGUGUUGCUCUCAGCCUGUGACAUAUCAUGGCAUGGCACAGUGACUCACUUCCUGUCACAGGAAAUAUUUAGUCAAACACUCGGGCACAAAGUUUCUCUCACUAUCACUCCCACAUAUAAGAAAUCCUCCAACAUCCCCCCCUGCACCACAAAGAUAGGCUUUUACCCCAGAACACGCCAUUGCAUCAUGGGUACAGAGGUGAUCAACAGGGGUAUUUCUCUCACUUUCCUUGUCCUCCUACUUGAAUUUAUUCCAGGCCUGAUGGCUCCAGGGGGUCCACGGCCUGGCAUGCAGCAGCAGCAGCAGCAACAGGAGGGCUGGGUGGGCCCUGCUUCUGCCCCUCCUCUGGGAGCAUCCGGACCUGGGCAGCAAGGUGCCAUGCAGGGCAGGAUGGGGCCGAACGGAGCACCCUUGAGGCCUAACAGCCAGCCAGGGCCUCGGCAGAUGCUCCAGUCCCCUAUGAUGGCCAAUGGUGAGGGCUCAGUCCCCAAGACCACAGGGCUCGACUGUGCGACCGUUUCACUCGAAUUGUAAAAUGUAUUUAGGGGCACAUGUGCACAUAACAAAAAUCAGUCAAGGCAACAAAUGUUUUUUUAUGUAAAUACUGCAGUGAAGUUAGUUUCAGGUUGGAUAUUCAACAGACAUUCACUGCAGAUCUACCGGUGUCUUCUCACUCUCCAAAAAUAGGAAUACUAACAGCAGUGCAGUUAAAUCUACUCGGCAUCCUCGCUGUCAAUGUCCAGUAUUGAAUAAGGGACCAUCAAUAAAUUACCCGUUGAUGUUCUCAAAAAAAGGCUGUUUUCCUUCAAUAGCUUCCAUGUCAUUUGACCAAUUGACUUAAAAAAAAUUGUGUUAAAUUUAAAGGCAAAUUUUGAACAUUUUCUUCAAUAGCUUCCAUGUCAUACGACCAAAAGACCUAAAAUUGAUUUCAAAUAAUAGUACUUAUGUCAACCAAUAAGACACAUGUAAUUUCAUCAAUUUUCAUUGUGCCCCUAAAGUUCUUUGUGUGCUCCUUACUUCUUCAACUUAGGAGCACAUGUGCUCCUUUUGGAAAAAAAGGUUAGUGUCAAGUCCUGUAAUAGCAGGAUGAUACUGUGAAGUAGCUUCCAGGUUUGCAUUGACAAUAAAGCCUCUGUUUCCAGGAGAAGCCAUCAGGUGCUAGAGCUCAUACACAGAAAUCUCACCACAUUUUAAAAGGGUACCAUAAUUGAACUCUCAGUCCCUGUCCUUCAAAAACUGGUGGUGCUGGAGGAGAGGAAGAGCCUAAUAGGAAAGACCACCACACACUUGUUUCAUAUUAAGUGUUAAAGGUUGCCACCCAGUGGUUGAAAGAGGUAUAGCUUUCCAGAGUGUAAUAUCAGACCCAGUACUCUGUGUCCCAGUUGCGUUUACCAGAGAGGAAACUAUUGUGUUCCAGAUAACAAGAGUUUUUCUUCACAUUAUUACCACCAUUACAGCCUAGCUUAUCCUAAUUUGGUGAUUUUUCACAUUCAGCUCAACCUGACAUGGACAUAGGGAUGGCCGGCCACCAUUUCUCUCAGCAGCAGGCUCCACCCAACCAGACAGCCCCCUGGCCUGACAGCAUGAUGCCCAUUGAUCAGACGGCUUUUGUAAACCAGACCAGGUAAUACCUUUAACCCACAAGUACUUAAAAAUGAAGAAAAAAACAGGCCUUCAGGUUGUUUAUGUUAGCUGAGGUUUGUACUGGACAAAAUGUUCUUAGUGAGAAAAUAAUCUCUCUCCUCUCUGCUCAGGCCAGUGCACUCAGCACCACAGGAUGAUUUGCUGUGCAGUACAGAGCUCAGCUCAGGUGAUGGCAGCGCUGUAGAUGAGGGAGUCCUGAUGUCCCAGCUGUACACGGCACUAAAAGAUUUUGAUGGCCUUGAGGAGAUUGAUCGAGCCCUGGGGAUCCCUGCUCUGGUAGAACAAGUGAGAUCCAUCUGUCCCAAAUUACACCCUCACACUGAAUUCUUGUUUUUUUUUUUAUGAUUGUUUUUAUGAUGCAAUAUGUUUUUAAUACAUUUGCGCGGCUGGCUGUUUCAGAACCAAACACUUGAGCCAGACCAGUUCCCCCAGGAUCCCGCCAUGAUGUUAGACCAAAAGCCCCCCAUGUAUACUCAGCAGUUUGGUCCCCCACCCUCCCACAUGGCCCAGAGAGGUUACCCUGGUGCCCCCAUGCAGGAGCAAGGCUUCCACCCCAUGUCAGGCCAGAUGGGUCCGCGACCCGGUUACCCCAUGAUGAGGAUGCAGACCCGGGCUGGACUCAGGGCCACUGGGGUUGUCCCCAACCAGCCCAACACAUUACGGCUGCAGCUGCAGCACCGGCUCCAGUCACAGCAGGUACAUAGUGAUCCAGACUGACUGUGGACCUGGUCAUUGAUUCUUGAUUAUUUAUUACGUAACUUUGCUGUAACACACACACACACACAGAGGGGUUUAUGAUGGUCCUUGACUUUGACAUUUUGGCAGGUCUUCUGUGUAAAUUGGGACAAGUCUGGGCAUUCAAGGAUACCUGCCACCUGCUGGUCUUCUCUGGCAUUUACUUCAAUAAGAUUCUGCAACUUACUUUGAAAUUUUAACGGGGAAAAGAGUGAUCAGAUUACACAAUCUCAUCAAACAUUGCAGAAUAUUUACAGGAACAGAAAGUGAACUAAUCUUUAUGCAGGUAGAGUUUAAAAAUGAGAACUUGAUCCUGGAGGCAGAUCUCAUGUGGCCCUUAACUUGAGUAUGUGUUCCUAUGUAUUAUAAAAUGUGUUAUAUUACAGAAAGCACACUGCUCUCUAAGUUGAAUUUUUCUUUUUAUACGUUAUCAUAUCAGAGCUGGUCCACUUCCUGAUGGAGAAACACAGAACACAAACAACAUGCUCACACAGAUUUUGCAGGAUCUAGAACUGACUGUACAUUUAACUGGCUCAUAGAUAAACCUGCCUGUUUACUCUGAGAGCUUUACAGCCAUAGCUUUGCCAAAUCAGCUUUUUUUUAUUUUAAGUUAUACACAGACAAUCACAUUUUUUAACUCCAACACAAAUGGUUGGUUGCAUUCAAAAAAUUAGAAACCAUUUGUUUCGUUUUGUUGUAAACAAACACGUCACUGGAGUUUUACGCCUUUUCUGUUCUCAGUGUUCUCAGCGGUGUUGCGUCACCGACAGAGGACUGAACCAAGUGUUGUACUCGUAGGGGGGGGAUUUAUGUUGUUGCAAAAAUGCGUAGCUUUAAACAAGUUGCUAAAAUUAUGAGAAAAAGUUCAACAUUUGUUACUCAGCACCAUAACAAAAAUGAAUAGUGAAUAAAACUUUAUUUUGAUUCAGUGAGGUGUAUUUUUGUUCUGUGUUGCUCUAGAGAAAAACAUGUUGAAAUGUCUGUUUUUACAUAAAUCUUCCUUUUAAGGCAGCAUGGUUGAAAAGAGUCCAAACCUGUACUCUGUCUCUCGUCCCACCAGAACCGUCAGCCAAUGAUGACUCAGAUGAGUAGUGUGUCGAAUGUGAACCUACCUCUACGAGCCAGUGCUCCAAACCAGGUAGGUGACUGCUGCCAUCACAUGAUCUGUCUGCACAGACAUGUCGUUAACGGCCGUAGGUAGUAUUUAAUUUGCUGAUGUCUGAACUUUAAGGCUUUAAUUUUAACGUUUGUCAGGGCGCUGACGCACAAGCAGACCCACAUAAUGAAUAUCUGUGACGCCUUUUCUUUUUGUGUUUUUCUAUGAUAACACAGUCAAUCAAACUUUAUUUGUUUAGGACAUUCCAAACAGAAAAAUGUAAAAAAGUGAUGAAUAGGAAACCUUUAAAAAAUAAGAUGGACUCUGAUCCAACAAGCAAAUAAAACAACAGAGACUUAAAAAAAGUGAAAAAUAAAAAAAACAAAGAGCGCAAUAAAAAAGGAACUAAUCUCUUUCCUUGUUUCCAGGGGUCCAUCAAUGCUCAGAUGUUGGCGCAGCGUCAGCGGGAGCUGCUGAGUAAUCACCUGAGACAGCGGCAGCAGCAGCAACAGGCGCAGCAGGUCCAGCAGCAGCGCAGCAUGGCCAUGCGGGCCCAGGGACUCAACCUGCCUCCCAACAUGGCGGCCGGAGGCAUGAGUAACCCCCGGAUCCCCCAGGCCAACCCCCAGCAGUUCCCCUACCCGCCCAGCUACGGUACCAGUACAGGCCUGGCCUCGCCACCUCCCCCCACCAGCCCCUUCUCCUCCCCUCUCUCCCCCAGCCUGCCCUCUCUCCCUCCCAACCCUCAGCUCCACCUGCAUGGCACCUCCUCCUCUUCCUCCACCUCCUCCUCCUCCUCACAGAUGAUGAUGGGAAACACAAACAUGAUGGGCGGACAGUACGGGGCCGUACUCAGCCCCCAAUUGCAGCACAGUGCCUUUCAGUUUCCCAACUCAGGUACCGCUCCCACACCCCCCAGCCUCACACACACUCCACCCGACAACCUGUGUGUGUGUGCGCGCGCGCCAUUGUGUCUGUGUGUUGAUGUGACAUGAGUUGCACAGCAUCACAUGCUUCCAGUAGCUGCAAUCAUCUGAUGACUGCGUUAAUCAGCCGCUAUUGAAUGAUCCAAAUCCUGCUGCUUAAUUUACCUUCAGUUACGUAACAAACAAGCUGUUAUCAGGAGUGUGAUCAUAUAAUCUGCAUUCUGUGCGUUAGCCAAAUAGUGUCCUGGCUAUGCACUCUGUCUCUACUAGAGGGCACCAUGACACAACAAUGAAAGCUUAGCCCAGGAGAGGCACUGACACCUGUCUCUAAGAAUGUGUGCAGAGCAGAGCAAUAAUCAGCGCUCCACCUGUCAGCUUUUCAGGCUCAGUUUGUAAUCUGGACAUAAUCUCAUAAUCUAGCAUAUAAUUGAUGUUAUUGUGUUUAUUAUGAUGUGUCACUCCUCAGUUAGAGUCUGGCCCAGGGAUGUGUACAGUAUUAUAACUCUUAUUAGCUUUUUUUGUUCUUCUUUUCCCCCUGAAUUCCUCAACUGCUCUCCUAAUUCCUUUUUCCUACUUCCUUGCCUGCUUCCUUCACUGCAUGUAAGAAACUCCUAACUGCCUCUCAGUUGUCGUGAAUGCAAACAAGGAUUGUCAUGCUUUCCACCACGCUUGUUCAGAAGUUAGUUCUCUGUUGAAGCUUUUGUCGUCAUGUGGCAUGCUUGUUCAGAAAUGUAAUCUAGUCCCCCUCCUCAGUUUAUUCUCAUCGCUGAGUCUCUGAUGAUCAAUUAUGGCUAAUCUGUCUUGACACGUCUAUUACAGGUAUGAGCCAACAAGCAGACGGAGGGUUCGGAGGUCCAGGCACACCACAAAGCCCCAUGCUUUCUCCCCGCAUGACUCAUACACAAUCCCCCAUGAUGCAGCAGGGCCAAGGAAACGCUGCUUUCCAGGGUUCGCCUGACAUGAACGGCUGGCCGCAAAGCAACAUGGGAGGGAACAGGUAUAGAUGGAAAGAGCUUGAGUAUAUUUGAAGUGCCUGAUUCAGACAAGAAAGAGAAAAACUUGUAUAGUUUUUGGAAAUAUCAGAUUUCAAAUUAAGUUAAAGAACUACAGUGGAAUAAACAGCAUUAAGGUCCUUAAACACCGGGACCGACACAAAGAUAGAACGCGAAAUUACGAAAUAUUUAGAGGUGAAUUUUGACGGGCCUGGCUAUACACAUCAAGGGGAGGUAUCCCGGGCAAUGUCCCGUCUCCUUCGCCUCUGAUUGGCUAGAAAAGCUGGAAACGUCAUCACACGCUCAAGCCAAACUGUCAGCACUUAUAGCCAAUCAGAGGCGGUAAGAUAAGCACAUGAAACUAUGGUAACAACCAUUACAAGCUUAUGAUAGCACAGACGAAAGUUAAAACAAAGUCGUUUAGCAAACUGUUAAAGCAUACAAACAUCGUCAGAUGAGAGAUCCGACGCUAUGUUGUCCUUCAGGUCGUUAUCUUUGUAAUGUUUGUGUCUAAUUUUAUCAAAAAGCACUCUGUUCUCCGACACGUAAACAAUCAGCCGGUCGGCCAUGUUGGAUAUACUGGUGAAUCAGACGUCGCAACUGUCUGAUUGGUCAGAAUUGGUCACACAGUAUGCAAAACUUGACAGUAUGCAAAACAAGACCAUGAUCUGAAAAAAUAAAUGCCACAAUAUUGCAGGACGGGAAAACAUCACUCAUGUGAACGCUUGUAUUGACAGGAUACCGGUUAAAAAAAAAAUUGACAUCCAAAAUAAUCGCAUGACAAAAACGGUCCUGGUGUGAAAUGAGCUUUAGGCAUAAAUUUGUACUCCCCUUGAUUUUCUUGUUACAAAUAAUAUUGUUUGUUUUUUUUCGCUCCUCUUCCAGCAUGUUCUCACAGCAGCAGGCAUCACCGCAGUUCACCCAGCAGAACAACAGCAACAUGUACAACGGAAAUGGCGUGAACCUCAACAAUGUCUCCAUGGCCACCAACAUGGCUACCAGCAGCAUGGGCCAGAUGGGCGGGCAGAUGAGUGUCACGUCCAUGGCCUCAGGUCCGUCGCCCGGCUUGCCCUCCAUGGGACAAGAACAGGUCAAUACAAGGCUAAAAGUGACGCAUGAAUUCUUCGAGUAAUACUGUUUAAAAACCAGUGGGAGCAAGGAGUUCAGAGUCGCUGCUCUAGUUUCCUACUAAUAUCCUCAUGGUGUGCCUUUAAAGUAGCUCUCUUUAGGAAGUCGGACACUCUGAGGGUUUAAACCUUUGAGGUCUGAUUCCUCACAGUUACACACUGCAGUCAGGGGACCAAGAAAACUAAAAGGUUCAUCCUUCUUUCUCAGCACGCCGGGCCGCUUCUCUUUUGUGUUUGUGUUAUCGAAAGAUCCUAAGUGUUUGGGUACACUUAUUGGACGGGCGUGCUAGUGAAUAAUUUACUAUUUAGUUUACACGAGUCUUUGCAGCUGGAGUUCUGAUGCUUCACUUGAACUUAAAGGACAAUGAUGUAAUUGGCAGCGGGCACUUUAGAGCCAGACCAAUUAGAGUGUAUAGACGUUGCUGCAUGAUAUGUAAAGGCUGGACCGUCUGGACCUGAGCCUGAACAGUAAAGCUUGUCUCUUCUGUCAAACUUACACACACUACACGCAUAAACAGGCACAUUAACAUUUGAUUUGGUGAGAUAACAAGUCAGACAUUCAGCACUCUACAGUUGGUAAUAAUUUAGUGAUAACUCAGUUAAUCUUUCUUCCUCUGUCUCCCUGGUAUUGUUAGCUUGGUAUGUAAAAUGCACUGUUGUUGCUCAUGAUGCUUUUAAGCCCAAUAAAGGCCCAUGAAUAUUUAACCAAGGAGCUGCUGUUUGAUUGUCUGCACUUCAGACUGUUGUAACACACCAGUAUAUCUGUCAUUUGAUUUAUCCUCCUUCCAGGAUUAUAGAAAUAUAUUGGCACUUAGAUUAUUUCAAUUAUUUACCGUUUGGCCAUUAGUGCAGGCUUUUUGUGAUUUACUGACUCAUUUGAGCCUCUGUGGUGUGGUCUGAGAUGGUUUAAAGUCCUUUGCACAUGCAGCUGAUUUACUCCUGAGAAGUUCUGCAAGUUAACCAAAUACGUGUACUUUCAGAUUGUGUUCCUUCACUCUGAAAUCUCUUGUUUUCCCUACAGAAGUACUGUUGACCCUCACGGAGCCCUUCACCUGAACCUCAGUGAUCAGCUGGUCCAAGGAGCACGUCGGCCCUUUAAAAGUUGUAUUUAACUGACUGCCUCUUGAACUGGCCAGGCCAUGCCCAGACCCUAAAAGUCACCCCCAGCUCCAAGUUUGCCGUCUGUUCCCCGGCCGGGCGCCUUCAGCAGCCCCUGGAGGAGUCCGGCCCCCCGGAACAGACACCAGAGUGUGUGAGGGGGGCUGUGGGGGGCGGGAUUGUGGAUCUCUGUCCAACAUGCCUAACCCUCCUGGAGGAGAGCCUUGUGAUGAGCCAGUCUGUCUGCCUGUCCAGCUGCAUUCACCGUAGUGUGACUUACUGUAGGCCUCCUCGAUUGGGGGGGACACUGACCUAAAGAGGGCAGCAGUGGGUGGAUCCCUUUGUUCUGAUGAAUGUAUUCCUCUCAGUGGACAGCGGCCAUUUACAAUCUCAUCUCAAAAAAAUGACGUACACUGAUUUUUUUUUUUUUUUUUUUCUCACUCAUUUGUGACAUUUCCACAUAGUUCCAACAUGGCAGCAAAGACUCCAAGUAUUGUUCAAAUCUAAGGACGGAGCUCAAACACUUAGCCGGUUUUGCCUUUUUGCUGUUCUUUUAUUUUAUUAUUUUAGUUGUUUAUUUUUUUUUUUUUCUUGUUGUGAGAAUUAAGAUGUAGAAUGAAGAUAUGGUUGAAAAAACUGAUCUUGAAAAACACUGCAGAAGAAUGGUUUGAGUGGAAUGGUGAUUUGUAUUAGACUAAUUUAGUCAAGAGAUUUAUAUAGUGUAUUAAAUUAAGUUUUAUUUUUCUGUAUAGAUUCAUUUUAAUUAUUGUAGAUGAUUCUUUAUCCUGGUAGCAACAAGAAAAAUAUUUCUCAAAGUGUGAAAGAGGCACUUUUUUUAUCAUUUUAACAAUAAUGGUUGUAUUCUUUCUGAGAAGAUUCUUCUAUUAACCUGAAAAAUGGAUUCUACUUUGGUCCUGGAGUUUCAGAAGAAGAUGUCAAAAUCAUAUAUGGUUUAAAAUGAAAUACAGAGAUUGUACAUACCGAUAAGAGAAACUUUUUCUUUCCUAUUUAUUUUAUUCCUUAGGGUUUGGUUUCCCCUGUCUGGUCACAACUGUCUCUUGAAAUAGAGCAGUUUUUAUUUUUUUUCUGUUUAUUAGGAGGUGGAGUGGGAGCCGUCACGUUCUGGUACGAUGCAGACACAUGGGUGGGGGGUGGGAGGUAGGAAUGGGUUGUAAGGGGGUGUGCUGUGUAUACAGUGUACAGAUUAUCGCUUGCUUCUCUGCCUUUAGCAUAGAACACCAUGAAAAAGUAAAAAAAAAAAAAAAAUCUUCAACACAGCCAUACAAUAACUCGAAAAAAUAACAAGUGUGCUUUCUAUGUUGUCUGGAGUGAAAACUGCUUCAUACAAGCUGCUAGGUGCAAACUGUUCUGGUGUGAUGUAAACAAGCAAUAACGAUUACUUGAGAAUCACUUUGGGGUUUUUUUGUCUUUUUGUUUUUGUAAUUUUUGUACAGUUUCCUGAAUAAAAUAAGGACACAUUUAUGCUCCACGUUUGGAUGCAGUAUUAAACACAGUUUUUUAUUGCAGUUUGUACCAAGAAAGUCUACAUCCACACACAGCGUUCCUGUUCAGAUUAUGCAGCCACUCUUUUAUCGCAGAGGUCAGAGUUAAGACUGCACGGUUCACCAGACCUGCUCUGACAGACACUUAGCCAUACUUUAUGACCUCAGGCAGUAUAAAGUGUUCGGUAAUGACAUGCUGCUCUUGUGCCCCUGUAGGGGUUGGGUUUGACCCUUCGCAAGAUCGAAAGCAAGUCAUCUUCUCUAACCUCAGAAAUACAUUUUUCCUCAAUCUACAAAAACUUUUUAUACCAACUAUUUUAACCCAGGACAAACUCGGAGCAAGCCAAAUAAUCCUCACCUUUCAAUUGGAUUUUUUGAAUUCUACCAGCUUUUAUUUUCAUAGUGAGAGAAGACCUGUUAGUAAGCAUGUUUUGAGGCCCUCUAAAAAUAUGAUGUCACUUCACAGGGUCCGAUGUAGAUGUUGCAGCAUAAGAGGAAGAGAAUCAUUCUGAAUGUAUUGUCAUUUAAGGCCUAAGGAUGUGACUGAUGGUGUUCAUUGUCAACAUGUUGACAACGUGGUGUUGUGCAGUUACACCAUGCUCUUCUCAGCAUUUAGUUAGGAUGUUGCCCACUGCUGCUUACCUGUUUUUGUCUUUAUAUUACUUUAAGUUCGACAUGGAAUUAGAAGCUGUAGCAAGUGAACUUUACGACAAAAGGAAGUCUGCAUCCAUGUAUUAGUUAACAUCAUUGCAGAUGCCUCGCGGUUUUUGACUGCAGGCCUCCAGGAGAUCACAUUUUUUGAUAAAUGCUGUUUUGAUUGUAUCAUACAGUCGUGCAGAAUAAGCCUUUUUGAGCCAUUUUAAAGAAUGAUUCACAGCCCUUUGCAAAAUUUCCAAAGAUUGUCAACAUUUUGAAAAGAUUUAAAGCCAUGUGGUAGCAAUGCAUUUUUUAGCAUUUAUAAUGAGGACAGGAGCAAAUAAAUGAUUUUGCCCCGGACAAGUAUCCAGGCUUUUGGACCCACUAAACAAAAAUAUUUUUUUUCGUCUCUUUAAUUUAUGGUUUUUGAAGAACUUUAAAUGCCCUUUUGUAUUGUCUGCCAAUUUCUUAGAGCUAAGAUGCAACCUUGAAAUGCUAAAAUCCCUAGCAUAAUGCCUUAGAUUUCGUCCGUUCUCGUUCUUGUACAUUACACCGCUGUAUGUAUAAAUUUGUAUAAUGACUUGUGUACAAUAUUGAAUGGGUGCAUCAUUGUUCAACUUUAUCGCAGUUGCUGGAGGCUCUGUCCCUCAUCAUUGCUCUGUUCUGUGUUGGGUUGAAGACUCUGUUAUUUCACUCCCUCCCUCCCCCUUCUCACUGUUUGUAUGGAAAAGAUAAUACAUAGGGAUAUUGAAGCAAUAUGUAAAAUACUAUAUGGACUUUCUGAAGAAAGCUUACUGUUGUGUUUUUCCCCCCCCUGAAAUAUUUUUUUUCUGCAUUGUUCACAGGAAUCACACUGUAUACCCGCAUCCAUCUUUGUAUCCCAAGUGUGUGUGAGCAUUUUAUGCAAAAUUAGAUAUACAAGAGAAGUUAAAACCACAGUUAUGCAAGUUGUGAACUAAUAUGGCUUCGCUGAUGCUAUUUGCCUUGUAAAUAAAGAAUUCUGUUAUUGCAGUAGUUCAUUGGUAGACACUUAUUUCAUCAUAAAAAGAAGACUGAAUGAUUUUUUUAAGUAGGCUUGUAGUGAUUUGUACUGUUUAUUUUUCAGCAGAAAAAUAGGGAAAAAAAAAUUCUCCAUUUUUAUUUAUUUAUUUUUUGCAUUUAGUUUUAGGUUAGAUAGACGUCACUUUAAACUUUUUUUUUUCAUUUUACCAUAUCUCAAUAAAAACGAAAGACGAUUUUUCUUUUUUAAAUUAAUGCAAAUUUAACAUGAAAAACCACAAAUAAGAUUUACAGUGCGUGAUGAAUGCAUGACGUGAAAAUGGUCUCGAUAUAUCGGUCAAUAUAUUCAACAUAGACUGUAUUUA